This is a messenger RNA of Pelobates cultripes (western spadefoot toad), 52695 nucleotides long. The record is from the annotation of a GenBank genome assembly. Lineage: Eukaryota; Metazoa; Chordata; Amphibia; Anura; Pelobatidae.
CCCCUGCCAUGCACCCACCCCAAAUCCACAAUUUAACUCGGCGAGUGGGGUGCGAGACAAGCGUUUAACCCACGGACUAUUUGACCCCGGCGCGGCAGGCUGUGAGGGCUCUGAGUGUGUGAGGUGACGGAAGGGGCGGAGCCUGGCGGCUGGGUGCAUGGCAGUGAGGAGGCCGCAGCCAGGCUCGGCGGCAGCACAGUGUGAGCUCCUCUCCUCCCCCUAUCACAGGCUAUCACUGGCUAUCCCAGGCAUGGCCGACCCACCGGGGCCCAGCCACCACCCCCCACCGCGGCUCGAGUCAGGUAACCCGGCCCGCCUACCGCCUGGACCCCGCUAAUAUACAGUCACUGACACUAUAUAUAAUGUAUGGGGUGUGUUAUACAGAGAGCACAGCUAAUACACAGUCACUGUCACUUUAUAUAAUGUAUGGGGGGUGUUAUACAGAGAGCAGAGCUAAUACACAGUCACUGACACUUUAUAUAAUGUAUGGGGGGUGUUAUACAGAGAGCAGAGCUAAUACACAGUCACUGACACUUUAUAUAAUGUAUGGGGUGUUAUACAGAGAGCAGAGCUAAUACACAGUCACUGACACUUUAUAUAAUGUAUGGGGUGUUAUACAGAGAGCAGAGCUAAUACACAGUCACUGACACUAUAUAUAAUGUAUGGGGGGUGUUAUACAGAGAGCAGAGCUAAUACACAGUCACUGACACUAUAUAUAAUGUAUGGGGUGUUAUACAGAGAGCACAGCUAAUACACAGUUACUGUCACUUUAUAUAAUGUAUGGGGGGUGUUAUACAGAGAGCAGAGCUAAUACACGGUCACUGACACUUUAUAUAAUGUAUGGGGUGUUAUACAGAGAGCAGAUACACAGUUACUGUCACUUUAUAUAAUGUAUGGGGGGUGUUAUACAGAGAGCAGAGCUAAUACACGGUCACUGACACUUUAUAUAAUGUAUGGGGGGUGUUAUACAGAGAGCACAGCUAAUACACAGUCACUGACACUUUAUAUAAUGUAUGGGGGGUGUUAUACAGAGAGCAGAGCUAAUACACAGUCACUGACACUUUAUAUAAUGUAUGGGGUGUUAUACAGAGAGCAGAGCUAAUACACAGUCACUGACACUUUAUAUAAUGUAUGGGGGGUGUUAUACAGAGAGCAGAGCUAAUACACAGUUACUGACACUUUAUAUAAUGUAUGGGGGGUGUUAUACAGAGAGCAGAGCUAAUACACAGUUACUGACACUUUAUAUAAUGUAUGGGGGGUGUUAUACAGAGAGCAGAGCUAAUACACAGUCACUGACACUAUAUAUAAUGUAUGGGGGUGUUAUACAGAGAGCAGAGCUAAUAUACAGUAUGGGGGGUGUUAGCAGAGCUAAUACACAGUCACUGACACUAUAUAUAAUGUAUGGGGUGUGUUAUACAGAGAGCAGAGCUAAUACAGUCACUGACACUUUAUAUAAUGUAUGGGGGGUGUUAUACAGAGAGCAGAGCUAAUACACAGUCACUGACACUUUAUAUAAUGUAUGGGGGGUGUUAUACAGAGAGCAGAGCUAAUACACGGUCACUGACACUUUAUAUAAUGUAUGGGGGGUGUUAUACAGAGAGCAGAGCUAAUACACAGUUACUGACACUUUAUAUAAUGUAUGGGGGUGUUAUACAGAGAGCAGAGCUAAUACACAGUCACUGACACUAUAAUGUAUGGGGGGUGUUAUACAGAGAGCAGAGCUAAUACACAGUCACUGACACUAUAUAUAAUGUAUGGGGGUGUUAUACAGAGAGCAGAGCUAAUACACAGUUACUGACACUUUAUAUAAUGUAUGGGGGGUGUUAUACAGAGAGCAGAGCUAAUACACAGUCACUGACACUUUAUAUAAUGUAUGGGGGCUGUUAUACAGAGAGCAGAGCUAAUACACGGUCACUGUCACUUUAUAUAAUGUAUGGGGGUGUUAUACAGAGAGCAGAGCUAAUACACGGUCACUGACACUUUAUAUAAUGUAUGGGGGGUGUUAUACAGAGAGCAGAGCUAAUACACGGUCACUGUCACUUUAUAUAAUGUAUGGGGGGGUGUUAUACAGAGAGCAGAGCUAAUACACGGUCACUGACACUUUAUAUAAUGUAUGGGGGGUGUUAUACAGAGAGCAGAGCUAAUACACAGUCACUGACACUUUAUAUAAUGUAUGGGGGUGUUAUACAGAGAGCAGAGCUAAUACACAGUCACUGACACUUUAUAUAAUGUAUGGGGGGUGUUAUACAGAGAGCAGAGCUAAUACACAGUCACUGACACUUUAUAUAAUGUAUGGGGGGUGUUAUACAGAGAGCAGAGCUAAUACACAGUCACUGACACUUUAUAUAAUGUAUGGGGGGUGUUAUACAGAGAGCAGAGCUAAUACAGUCACUGACACUUUUUAUAUAAUGUAUGGGGGGUGUUAUACAGAGAGCAGAGCUAAUACACAGUCACUGACACUUUAUAUAAUGUAUGGGGGGUGUUAUACAGAGAGCAGAGCUAAUACACAGUCACUGACACUUUAUAUAAUGUAUGGGGGGUGUUGUACAGAGAGCAGAGCUAAUACACAGUUACUGACACUUUAUAAUGUACCAGACACGUAGCAGGAGACUGGGAUCUGCUAUACAAAGUGCAAUGUCCUAGUACAGCUGUCACUUGAUAUACAUAUAUAAUAAGAGAACUGCUUAUUUGUGUAAUUUUAAUAUUCUGUAAAUAGAAGUACAUAAAAUGUCAUUUCUUGCAAAUUAUCUCCUCCCCCCCCCUCCAAGGUGAUACGUCAGCAUGGAGGUGCCAGGGAUGAGAAGGGCAGGUAGCUAUAAAAGCAUCCUCUCCUAAAGGCGCACUCCACUUCAGUACUAUAACCACUGUAUCUCAUAGUGGUUAUGGUGUUGUGUGUCUAUACCAUCCCUCUGAUUUGUUUGAAUCUGUUUUGGACCUAUUUGAUAAAGUCUCCUGCUCUACCACCAGAAUGGCUACUUGCCUGCUGCUUAGCUAAUGCGGAAGCGAACUUCAUCAUUAGACGACUAACUUUUUGGUAGUAAUAAGCGAAGUGCACUAAAACACUUCCAGAGCUUGCUGCAAAUCUUUGUUGCUCAAAGUGAACUUCCACACUUGUUGAGCAGUACGAGAGGGGCCAGUGUGAGCCAUAUCUUAAUUUAAACCACUCAUAUACAGUUUAACACAAACUGGAGGGGUCGCAGCACUCACAGAUUCUGAACCAGAACCGAGAUUUAGACUUCUGCAUUUACAGUGUCAGUUUUGUCCAAGUUUGGUUGACACUCAUUGCUAAAGUAUGUCUGCUGGCAUGUAAAACCAAAAGCAGUAUGUAGCGUUAGAGGACGGGCCAUUGGAGGUCUGGGACCCUUGGUUUGCUUCAUACAGCUUAAGUACAAUUAAGCCCAGACCCAGCGGAUGAUGCAGAUGUAUGCUGGCCACCAUAACCAUUAUAGUGGGCUGUAGUGAUUAUGGUGCUUAUUUUCCCUUUCAGCUCCUGACAAAUGAAGCAGUACAUUGCUGUGUCACUGUUCUACUCUAGUGCAGGGGUAGGCAACAGUUGGCACUCUGGUGAAUGCACUGAAGUACACAAUGGGGGUCGGUGGGGGAAAAAAUGUGAAUAUGCCGGUUACCAUCAGUUGUCGUCACAGAUUAGAAAUGACAUGACAAAAUUAGCCAGGAGAAACAGUUUGAAGUCUUUUGCCAAAGACUAGUUGGAGCCUAAAGCAAAGUAGUCCCUGCAUUUGUACAUGGAAACAUCCACAAGCGCUUGAUAUACUUUUUAAAUAGUGCUCAUUCCCCUCCUCUCACCCAUUGUAUUUUUAAAAUGUAAAGAAGAAGAAUGCGGUGUAGGUAUCUGCUGCUUCUGGAAUGAAUUGAAAGAUUGGUAUUUGGGUAAAGAGUCAAAAGUUCUUAGAAAGUUUUGCUUCCUAAAAUAGUUCAACAAUGAGCUGUCAUGCAUAAUUUAUUUUCUAUGGUGAAAACCCCAUCCUCUGCUGAAAGGACCUAAUAUAUUUUUUUUCUUUCCCCAUAUCUUCCUCAGAGUUGUAUUUUCUAAUCGCUAAAUUUCUAGCUAAUGGAUCCUGCCGUAAAUCUGCAGAGGUGAGUGAGACAUGCAUCUCUGUGGACAAAACAAACUCUAUUGUAAAAGUCUGUUUAAAUAUUGAGUAAAAUAAAAAAAAUUCAGGCUGAAAUAACUAAUAGAUGACUAUAGCAUACUUGGAGAAUGAUUCAAAAUCAGCUGUUGUGACUUUUAUAUUUUGCUUUUUCUUUCAAUUUACCACUAUUCACUGAAUUAACUCUACAGUGUUAGCUGGAAUGGUAAACAUAUGGUUAAAUGGUCUGUUUAUUAAUAUUAAUAAUAUUAUUAUUAUUAAUAUUGCAAUGCAGUUAUUCACCAAACUGUGAAUUGUCAUGAAUUCAAAGUGAAUUUCAAAAUUUAGGCCAUUUUAGCCAGUUUUUAAGAAUUCUCUCAAUUUAUAGUAUAUUCUUGAGCUCUGCAUCUGUUCAGAUAUAGCGUUACCCACUAGAAUGUAAUAUAAUAUGUAGUUUAUAAUCAGAUAACAGGAGCUAACUCCUGUGAGCUGCUAAAACCUUGCUCGAGAUGUAAACACACUCCCUAUCACAAUAUAGUCUUAAAAACUCAAGUAAUGGCACGGUGCACAUGUAUAACCCUAUAUGAUUAUCAAUCAGUGUAAUGGCACAAAAUAAACCCUGUGAAAGGGAAACCUUAAAAAGCCAUAAUGCUGCUCUGUCUCUCUAUGCAGAGCAAUAACAACUUGGCGAUCUUAUAACUCCAUUGCUCCAAAGUUAGUACAUCUAGCAAUUUCUCAAUAAGUAUGUAUAAAUACAGUGAUUAAACAAAAGGGAAUAAUACAAUAAUCACAGCAAAACUUCUGUUAGUGGUAUUCCACGCAUGCACCUUUUUCAAGCUGUUUUGAGGAGCUACGGAUGGGCUUAGCGCGUCGGCUGACUGCUAUAAGUCAGUCAGCAGUGGCUUUCCCAGAAUUUUGUUCUGACGAUUUUAAGAUAGCGGAUGUGAAAGGGGCUGAGAGAAACUACGCUGGAGAGGAGACUUUGGGGUUAAACAGUUUGUGAACAUUUUCACCACUAAAGGCAAGACAUCGCCAGGGAUCACCUGGCACCAUAACAAGCUCUUUUGUAAGAAGUUAUCAUUCCCAAACUGUUCCUUUAAGAUUCAAGAGCAACUAAGUAUAUAACAUUCUUUUUCCUGGACUUGGCUUCUGCCACCGAAUGUAUGAACUAAGCCGAAUUCCGCUACUUGGCCAAUGCUAAUUAGCCAUUGAGAGUGAUCAUACAUGGUCCUGCUUGUCUUAGUGGAGUUAACAUGAUCUUUCUGCAAGGAGAGUCUGGAAUAAGGCCUGCAGCUUUGUGCAACUGGCAGGACACAGGUAAGUUGUCAAACAGUUUAACAAACUACUCUGGGAAGGUGACAAAGCGUUGGUUUUCAUACCUUCGGAAUUAAAGUGAUUUUUCUCCAAACUAGGAAUUAUUGGGACAAGGGAAUUGGAGAUUUAGGCUAGAGUUUCUAGGUUGGAAAAAGAGCUGAUCUGGAAGAUUUCUUCUAGCUCGGCUGUUUUGAUAUAAAGUGUUUAAUUCCCUUGUCAGUUUUCCACAAUUUCCAGGUUUUUCAAAACCUCUAAGAAUCUUUUCAACAUUUUCUCUGUUUGUUAUGGUUUACAUAAUUCUGCUUCGGAAUUUGUACAUCACCUGAGGACCUUAAUAUUUUAUUUAUUUUUGUGUGCAGAUGCUGAUACAAGAGGUGAAUCAAUUUAAGGUAAGUGUUGCAUCACAAUUUUGUUUGUUGCUGGGAAAAAUGGCUGCUAUCGAUUCAGUUAAUAUUUUUAUUUAAAUAUAUAACAUUUGUGUUUUCUGCAUCAGGAUUUAUCGGUUAUGGUUUUCAAAGUAAAGCUAUUUAGUAGAACUAGAUUAUUGAUCAGAAUGCCUUUAAGAUGAGCUUAAUAAUUAUGUGAAAGUUAGGUAUGAGAUUUUUUUUUUAGUUUUUUUUCUCACCAAACUGUUGCGUUGUAAUAUAAUUUAGUUUGUAUAUUGGACUGUCAAGGCUUGGCAUAUAGUAUACAUUUCCUGGCCUGUUAGAUCAUAUGCACACAACAUGCAAUCAUGGCAUCUUUAGAAACUUGCCUAGUGUGCGUUUUUUUUUGUUUUUUUCCCCACACUUUUUGUUAUGGAACGAAGAUGCCAGAGAACUCCUAUGCGAGGCCUCCUAUGCAGCCCGAUCCUCCACAGCUGAUAUCACUCCCUUUUGCUGGAGGGGUAGCAGUGCUGCCACUGCUGUCUGUAGGUAUCUGAUGCCAAAUUUGCAAAGAAUUCACAUUAGCCAUUUGGAACUUUUUCAGCUGGAUAGUGGAUGAGCCUGGAGGUGGAGUUACUAGAGCAGGGGGAGGGGGGUGAACGCUAUAAAUGUUGCACAUACAGAUGGCAGUUACCAUGACCGCUUCAUCAUUGAAUAUUAUUUUAAUGUGUUCUUUACAUUUAAGAUUUUGCUGUUGUCAAGCACUUAGGAUAUAUAAUUGAGGGUUUAAAGGAACACUAAAGGGUCAGGAACACAAAUGUAUUCCUGACCCUAUAGUGCUAAACCCACCAUUUAAUCCCCCUAUAAAAGUUUAUUACUCACCUUUAUUUCCAGCGUGGCGCGGGUCUGUUGGUGCUGGCUCUGCCCCCUUUGUGACCUCACCAAAAUGGCCAAUUCUUAGCCAAUCUAAUGCUUUGGAUUGGCUAAAAUCGGCACUGGGGUGGGGACAAAUGCAGUUUUUGGCAAUCAGGACCUCUUUGUAGAGAUGCAUUAAAUCAGUGCAUCUCUAUGAGGAAAAUUCAGUGUCUCCAUGCAGAGCAUGGGGACACUGAAUGGCAGUGCUGCUUUUUUGGCAGCACUGACCCAGGAAGCACCUCCAGUGGCCAUCUAAGGAGUGGUCACUUAGAGGUGUCCCUAGAGGCACUGAAAAGGCAGUGUUUGCAUGGAAAAAAAAAAGCUUGAAGGGAACCAUUAAACUCAUCAGAGUAUAUUACAUUAAGCUGUAGUUUUUCUGGUGACUAUAGUGUCCCUUUAACUGUUAUGAGAUGAUUCUGCCAAUCAUUGCCCCCCUCCUCCCUCCCCUUUUGUAUUCUUUCCUGAAGUUCCUUCACCACCAACUUUCCAAAUCUAUUAUGUUGCUAAUGUAUUUCACUUGAUGGGCUAUUAAGAUAAACUGGGAAUUUACCAUCAAGUUUUGCCCAAUCUUAAUAAUAAUUUUUUUUUUUUUUUUUUCUGCUUUUACAUUUCAGCUGCUUCCUAAGAGGGUUGACUGGCUAGGAAACGAACAUGCCCAGACCUUUGAUGAAAUGGUAUGUUUUUGCUUUUAUACAACAAUCUGUACUUCUGAAAAAGCCAUUUAAACCUUCUUGCAGUGCAGGCAUGGGGAGUUCCAGGAGGAGGCAUGUAGAAUCAACAAAUCUGUAUGCAGUAUUAGUAGCCAGGAAAAUGAUGCAUCCAUAUGUUUAAACACAGGACAUGACCGUCAUUGUGUGUGCAUUAUUUUAAAUGAUGCCCUAUCAAAGUAAUGUGAACAAGAAUCUGAAUUUCUGUUUGAAAUCCAUAGGCAGUGACAGCAGGGAGCCCCUCAUUGACCAAAUCCAUGAAUUCGUAAUCUCUCAUUUCUGUCUGGUAAAAUAUGAUAUCCCAAAAAAAAAUUAAGGUAACUAGAUUACAUACAGAGCAAGCUUUGCAGAUGAAGUUACGUAUUAUUAAAAAAAGCUUCUUUGCUCAAGAGAAAUAUAGCCGGUCAAUAUUAAUUAUGACUAUGUUUCAACACAGCUUACCACACCCCUCAAUUUUUUUUAAUCGUAUAGAGACUAGCUUGAAAAGACUGGAUCACUGCUAUUUUUUUUUUUUUUUUCUCAUCUGAUGCCCUAUUGAGGGAAUAGGCCUGCAGUGAGACACACAAGGGCUUUAUCGGCCUACAUGAGUGAAGAGUUGCUAUAAAACAUGCUCUGCUAGAUCCAUGUGUGGAACAGAGACAAUAUUGAAGCACAUUGGAAGGUUGGAACUUGCAUGUAGGGGACUGUUUUGGAGUAGACUUCCAUAUAUCUAGGCUAGAAUUGGCUGCACCAACCGGUAACCAUCCAAAAGUGCAGGCAGGUAUCAAGAUAUCAAAGGUUCGCUGCCCAGGUGACUGUAGUCUCUUGCAGAAGGCUUAAGAGGACCCACUCCCAGCUUGUUGGGCUGAGCUAGCAUUGAACCUGGAACACAGGGCAUAGAAAUCGUGGAGGAAAGCAGACAUGUAUGGGUGUGAUAAGCCCCCGUCUGAGGGGUUGGCAUGGAUUCAGCAGCCAUCUUGAUUGCCUCAAUGUAGGGGGAGGCCGGAUGAAUAAAGGGUCUGCUCCAUGGAGGAUUGGGAUAUUCCCCACUAGUCUAAAAGGUGGGGGGCAGGGAGCUAGGUCCCGUAGGACUAUGCUUCAUUUGGACUGAGGCGGCUGGUUUGCUUCAGUGUAAUGUAAGGGAGAAGCAGUCUUCCCCACACACUGUCAAGGUUAGGGCCUGAUAGAGAAAUCUGCAGUCUUUUAUAUGGAGGGUUCAAAACACAGAGGUCAAUUUUAAGCACCGGAUAUUAUGACACUAGAAAAAGUGUAGAGGUGGGCUACAGAAUUGAUGAAUGGAACAUUUUAGCUAUGAAGAAUGGCUAACAAAUUAAACCUCUUUAGUUUUGAAAAUUGACGCCUCAGAGGGGAUAUGAUAACAUUAUACAAAUAUACCUGGGACCAAUACAAACCAUUAUCUGGAGAUCUAUUCAUUAACAGGACUAUACAUAGGACACAAUGUUGUGCAAUUAGACUGGUAGAAAGAAGAUUUAGUCUAAGGCAAAGGAAAGGUUUUUUUUUUCUUUUACCAUAAGAACAAUAAGGAGGUGGAAUUCUCUGCCUGAAGAAGUAGGUUUAUCAGAGUCUGUACAGAUGUUUAAACAUCAACUAGUUGCAUACUUACAAAUACCUAAUAUUCAAUUUAUAUAAUUUUUCAACUGUAAAGUAAUGGCUCCUUGAUCCAAGGAUAAAUCUGCUAUUCUCGGGUCAAGAAGGAAUGGGUUUUUUCCUUGGAUGCUGCAAAAUUGGAAGUGCUUAAAACUGUUUUUUUUGUUGUUGUGUUUUUUUUAUGCCUUCUUUCUAAUAAACCGCAACAAACAGAUGUGAGGAAGGUUGAACUUGAUGGGCAUGUCUGUUCUCAGCCUAUGUUACUAUGUAGGUCAUUCAGUCAAAUGAGGCACAAACACAUCCGUUGGCUGAUUGCAUCAGCCAGACGUUGAAUGCUUAGGAGAAUACCACUAAUUAUUCACCUGAAAGACGAAAAGUCUCAGGAACUGCACUGCUAUGCAAUCGUCUGGCUUGGCGGCCAGGCCUACCCCAUGUGAAAUUAUAAUAUCGCAUAAAGUUCGCAGUAUCUCUCUUUAGAUCAGAAAACUGGUACUACUGAAUAAACUACACACAGCUGUGUUCCAAGCCUCUAACUUUGCAUACACAUAGCUACUGAUUUGGAGAGGUUGAGAGCUGGAACAGCAUGUACACUGUGUAUGCACAAUUUGGACAGCAAAGGAGGCAGUGCAAUUUGUCAAACCUUUAAAGGGACACUCCAGGCACACAGACCACUUCUGCCAAUUGGAGUGGUCUGGAUGCCAACUCCCACUACCCUUAACCCUGCAAGUGUAAUUAUUGCAGUUUUUGUAAUCUGCAAUAAUUACCUUGCAGGGUUUACGCCUCCUCUAGUGGCUGUCUAUCAGACAGCCACUCGAGGGACUUCUGGGUUCUUAAAACCCAAAAAGUGUUUUAAACGACGCUGGACAUCCUCACGCUAUGCAUGAAGACCUCCAGCGUCGCCGGAAUCCCCAUAGGAAAACAUUGAAUAAUGCGCGCACGGCCAUUGCCACGCAUGUGCAUUAUGUCCUCCCCCGGGAUGAGGAGCCUGGGCGGAGCCUGACCCAGAGCUGAGGGACAUCCGUGCUGGAUUCAGGUAAGUCACUGAAGGGGUUUUUAACCUUCAGCAACAUGGGGUGGGAGGGAGAGGGGUACUGCAGGAACCUGCAGUGCUAGGAAAACUGAUGUUUUCCUGACAUUGGGGAGUCCAUUUAAAGUGUACCGUUUUAAAGUGGAACAAUUAGUGACAUUUGGAAGAAUAUUACUGAUAGGACAAUGUUUGGGACUAUUCCCUAAACCAGGAAUUGUGAAAUGGUGAUAAGAGAAUCCAUUGGCAAUUUUUCCACAGUUGUUAGUUUAGUGCAUAUAACUGAAUUAUGUGGCUGGAAAAUGUUAAUGUUUAAAAAAAAAAAAAAAUUAUAUUGAGCCUAAUAUUGUGUUUUUUGGGUUUUUUUUUUUUUUUUUCUUCUCCACCAGGUUUCUCUUCACAGCCAUGUGACGCCAGACCAUUUACUAAGAAUGUGCCAGCAUCUUGUAUCUGUCCUUGACAAGGAAAUGCCACCCAAUCUACGGAAGACCUAUUCGUUACUAGCUGUCGGCAAGCAUUCUCUAUUGCGUAAAGAAAAAGGUACCCUUAUAGACUGCUUGGGUUUCUCGAACUAUGGGAUUGUUCUUGUAAGGCCACCACAAGCCCUCCGACUCUAUUUAGCGUUGAGUGUGCAGUGUCUUUCAUCGCCCUCUUCCUGUCUUAUGCCAAACCUCUUCAGUUAUUUGGAGGAUACAAAGGUUUCCUGCAGCUCGAUGUGGAAGUCAAUGAUUGCAUUAGCCGUCCAUCAUUGGACAGUUGUGAUAAGCUUAGAAGUGGGCUAGCCCUUCUCUUGAUGUCCAUCAUUGCUGGGAGAGAACAUGGCUCUAAAUUAAGAGUGUUUGAAACCAACUUUGGAGGCAGCACAUAUUCUUUGCAUCAUAAUCAUGAGCUGUAAGUUUGUUGCUGAUGGUUUCCAUUAAUGUUUUGUGAGUAAAGUUUAACUAUACAAUUUAUAGAAAACAUUAACGAUUCAAAAUUAAUUUAACUGGUUCUCCAACUUUGUACAGGAACCUUACAACUGUUGUGACAGAAUGAUGAACAGUACCCUAGCACAAAGUUGUUGUCCUCAGGGAAUUUUCCAUUCUGUCAUAUGUCUCCCGUUCCAUGUGCAUUCUAAAAACUCUGUUGCCCAUUCUUUGACCAAAGUUUCACUUAACUUUAUUGCUAAAAUUUUUGUAUGCCUGUAAUAAAGUGCCAUUAAUGAAAAAUACAAGAGUUUAUUUACUAAACUUGUAUUUCUGGAGAAUCCAUAACAGAAUGGUGAAUUUUAUGCCAAAUAUGAAAAGGAAACUUUCUCCAAAUCUAACUUCUGAGCGUGUAUUGUAGUUUAAUUUUGAGUUCCCCAUCAUGAUUUUUCAGUUUAAGCACAGUUUGCAGACUCUCCUGACAGUCCUCUGCCUCCCACAGAUACUUUGUCUAUACACCCUAUCAAAUGUCGGCAGGCUAUAUGUAUACUAAACACGUCCUUCCUAGGACCUCCAAGGAAUUUAGGCUCUUGGUAUCUCUUUUCAGUGAGGCAAGGGUCUGAAUGAGUGACUCCUAUGAUCGGUGCCUCCGUACUUUGAGAAGUGGUCUUGAUUUUAUUUUUUUUCUUACUUGAAACGUUUCAAAAAUGGCCUCCUCCUGCUUUGAGCAUAUAGUGCCUUUCUGGGAGAGUUGCUUGUUGAAGAGUAAGACUUUCUGUUUAACGCUGUUCUAGAGAAUAUUAGGUGUUCGGGCCUGCAUUCUAACACGACCUGACAAACUAAAAUAUAUACUUUAUAUAGUCCAGUAUAUCUCUAGUCAGAUUUUGUGUUAUUAAUUAUUGAGACGACGACUCCUGCAUUUUAUUUUUCGUUGGAUUUUAAUUACUUUGAGUCCAGUAUAGGAUAGGGUUGGGAAAUUUCAAAUUGUAUAAUUAGUGGAACUGUUGCCAUCAGUUUUUUUUUUUUAAAAGCGAAUGUCCACCUUAGUGUAGGUAUAGAUUUAAUUGAUUCAGUAUGCUGGUGAACCCAGCAAAUAUAUAGAUUACAAUAUAUCAUUACCUGCAGAUUUCUUCCUAUUCACUUAUGGUGAUGUCCCGGAAGGAAUAGGGUGUUGCUUACUCGUCUGUACUACUCCCAAUUGAUAUGCUGUGCAUCCAACAAUUCUUGAUUUCGGUCUCCUAUUUUUGUAGUCUUUACUACAAUGCCAGUCACACAGUGGCAAAGGCAGGGACUAUACGUAUAUUUAAUUCCAUUUGUACAAUUCGUAGUACAUUGAUGAGCGCAAUGUUUAGGUAAAAAUUUACUUAGAAAAUUGACCAAGGCAUGUUGGUUAUGACAUUUGCAACUUCAUUUUAAAGUAGGUGUGCAUUUGACUAGGUCAUAACUACAAUAGUCUGUCUAUUUCCACAUGUGUCUCUGUUAAAUAGAAAUGGCAUUCUGUCAGCAUGACGGGGACAUGCUUAAUGCAAACAUUCUAUAUUUGUAAAUGCGUGGCCCCUCUACCUGAACAUGUUUGGUUGUUUUUUCCUCAGCUCUUGUAAAUGUUGCAGGUUACUACCAUAUUUGUCACUUUGAUUAUAAAUCUUUAAAGGUGCAGUACAAUAAACUCUACAUGACAUUGUAUUGGCUAUGGUACUUUGAGGCUCCCACCACGGCCUGUCAUUCAACUCACCUAGUACUCAUGUGGAAUUUCCACGUCUGCAUUUGCUGUAUCUAUUUUAUCCAUAUCACAGUUAUGAGCAGAGCAUAUUGGUUAAUGUGCUCAAAAAAUAUUUAAAACAGAACCAGAGUAUUUUUAUAUUUUUAUAUAUAUAUAUAUAUAUAUAUAUAUAUCUAUAUAUCUAUAUAUAUCUCUAUCUAUCUUGCAACCAAUAAGACAGCAUAGUGGUUAUGGUGCAUAGACUGCACCUUUACCUAAUGUAACAUUUUCACAGACAUCUUCUGUUAGGUGCCAACAGUGUUCAUUUAAAAACUGUGUGUUUAAGACUACCCAGCUCUGUAUUAAGACUAAUGGAAUCUAAAUAAUUCAGAUUGCAGGAAUGUCCUGUGGAACCGUAAGACGUUUGCUGCUCUGCACAGAGGAAGACCACCAGAAAUCCCUCUCACUAUGAAAUGGCCACCAAACACUGGUAACUAUGCAGAAUAGUAUUCUUAUUAACUUAAAAUGUACUCAUUUGUGUCGGGUACUCCCCUAACAAAUUUUGUUUGACGUUAUUUCUUGUGCUUGACAGUGGAGGUGCACCUUGGAAAACACUUGACUGGUUCUGUUAGCUUUAAUCCAGCCUUUCCUGUGACUAUGUACCAGCAUAUCAAAAUGAAGAAGAGAAUUCUUGGCCAUCUCUCCUCUGUUUACUGUGUUGCCUUUGACCGCACAGGUCAAAGAAUUUUUACGGUAUGUAAGUUGAGAUUAAAUUGUAUGAGUGUCUUCUCUUGCAAGGCUGCCUCAUUAGGAGGCACAGACUGCAUUCUUUUUCCUGUCUCAAACAGCUGGUUGUAUCACAUUUUACUCCCAUCUCAGCAGUGUCCAACUUCCACCUUCCAAAUGCUGCAGGAUGACAUUUACCAUAAUAACGGGCAGAAACGUUUGUACAAAUGCGGGCAGUGUCAUACAAAAGCAAACGGAAGCACGCCUCUAUCCGAAGCUGUGCAAAUGUGAUUAACUGUUCUUGAUGUCAGUGAGAACACUUGUAAAGAAAACAUGCUUAGUAGCAUUACACAAAUGCAUAGUUGCCCAAUCUCUUAAUUGGGGCAGGUAGACCUAAAAUUGCAAUAAAAAAGGCAGAAAACCGGUCCCCUCAGAGAAGCUAGCAGUACAAUGUCUAAACAAAACCACUGAUGAUGAUCAUUCCCAAACUCGUUUUAACUGAGCAAUGUAAUCAAGGAGUAAUUCUUUGGGGUUUUUUCGAAGAAGGAAACCAGAUGGCCACUUCAGGUCUAUCCUAGAUCUAAAAAUGUUUCAUUAUUUAUAGUAAAUAAGAGACUUUUAAUGAAAUCAGUACAUCAAGCUGUUUAGAUCUCUCCAGUCGGAGUACACUCACAAUAUGUGAAAAUGUAGUGAAAAUUAAAGCUUUUCUUUGGAUUUGCAAAUCUGAUAAACACAAACGAAUUCCGAAGUAAAUUGUUACAAAUGUGUUCCUUUCAGGAUUUUAUGGGAAAUGUAGUACAGCUCCAGCUGUCUGGUAUGAUGGGGGUGGAACAGCUGAAUAGGCUGAUAGCCUAUUACUUACAAUAGUGGUCUGCUUCUUGGUAGAAACUUUCUGUUUGCUGCUCAUUUAACCAAUGUAAUCGUUUUAUAUGGAAGUCCAUAUGAACGGUUUUGGAGUUGGGGUAAAAUAAAUUAAUUUACGGUAUCAGAUUAGUAUUUCUUUUUUUAAUUCUUUAUUUUUCAGUGCAAGGUGUUACAUAUGAGCUUACAUUGCCACAACUGCUUUAGUAAACAUUGUAUUGUCAUGAAGUAUAAAACAGUAAUAUGGCAAGCAAUGAGAUUGCACAAUUUUUAUACGUAUAACAGGAGAAGCCUAGUGUACAUAUCAGGUCGCGACCUAGUGCUUGUGGCACUCAGAGAUAUGAUAGCAGGAUGUUCGUGGGUGGUUGGGCAUAUAUGCUCCGCUUCUAGGGCUUUCGCUGGGCGGCCAUCCUUGCUGCGCCCCAGUGGCUUGGUGCCUCUGUAGUUAGCUCAGUCAUUAUAUUUGCAGUCUGUCUUGGCCAGUUUGUCCAGUGGGGACCGGGAUAAUGCCCACCGACGUGGGCAGUGCACCCUGUGAGGUCCUUGGGUUGUAUAUCCGCAGCUUUUGCCGCAAUUUCUGCCCACCAGACAGGAGCUCGCGUUCCACAUGUCUGCAUGGCUAGGUGGUCAGGCUCUGCUCCAGAUUAGUAUUUUUUGUUAACUUGUUUUUUUUAUAUAUAUUAUAUACGUGCACAUUCUGAUAUCACUGGCAACUGUUUUCAGGGUGCUGAUGACUGCUUGCUGAAGAUCUGGUCCUCACUGGAUGGGCGUUUGCUAGCUACUUUACGUGGUCAUUCAGCAGAGAUUUCCGAACUUACUGUGAAUUAUGAGAAUACCCUGAUCGCAACAACAAGCUGUGAAAAACUGAUCAGAGUUUGGUCUCUCAGGACAUGUGCACCUGUUGCUGUACUUCAGGGUCACUCGGUUUGUGUCAACUCAUUGAUUGUAAGUAUAUAUUAUUGCAUUUUCUUGAGGUUUUCUUUUUCAGCACAGGUGUCAACUGAUUUGGUUAUAUUAAUGAUCCUUUAAUUUUUUUUUAAAAAUUAAAGAAAAUAUGUACGUAUAUUUUUUUUCAAGACAAAUGUUUUGCACUAUCAUGUCUGAUAUUUAGAUCUGUUUCUGAACCUGAAUAGUAGGCACUAAGGCCUCAUUUUAAUUUGAUUUGAAUAAUUUCUGAAUUAAGUUAAAAAUAAGUUGUCUACAAAACUCCCAGAUUUUUAUUGUGGAUAAAUCCAUUUGAAAGGCUAUUUUUUUUUUUAGCCUAGGAUCAAUAAGCUUAUUACCCCACAUUUGAAAAAUUAUCAUUGAAUAUUACGUUUUUGCAAGUAUGCAAUUAGUUGCUGUUUAAACAUCUGUACAGACUCUGAUAAAACUACUUCGUCAGGCAGAGAAUUUACCUUAUUAUGGUAGAAAAAACCCCACUUUCCUUUGCCUUAGAUUAAAUCGUCUUUCUUCCAGUCUAAAUCUAUGACUUCAUAUCCUAUGUAAAGUCCUGUUUGUGAUAGAUUUUCAGACAAUAUUUCGUAUUUGCCUCAGAUAUAUUUGUGUAAUGUUAUCAUAUCCCCUCUGAGGCGCCAUUUUUCUAAAAUAAAGAGGUUUAAUUUGUUAACUUAUCUUCAGAGCUAAACUGAUUCAUUCCUUUUAUUCAUUUUUUAGCCCUUCUCUGCACUUUUUCUAGUGCCAUAAUAUCAUUCUUUAGAACAGGUGCCCAAAAUUGCACAGCAUAUUCAAGAUGUAGUUUUACCAGUGACUUAUAAAGCGGCAAAAUGAUAUUCUCGUCCCAAGAAUUAAUGCCCCUAUUUAUAUACAUGGUAAUAAUUGCUGGCAUUAGCAACUGCUGAUUGACAUUGCACGUUGUUAUCCCAUUUGUACCUUUUCCCUUCUUAUCAGAUAACUGCUGCCUUCUGUGUGAGGCCCUCUGUCUCCUGAUAAACCGUUAUAUCGUGUCUGACUGUGCAUUAUUGUGGUGGUUGUUCAGAAACUAUAGAGCUAUAUGUUGGUUACCACCAAUCUACAAAAUAUUUUAUUAAAGGGGUGAUGUCACGUGUGUGUGUGUGUGUGUGUGUGUGUAUAUAUAUAUAAUAUAUAAAUUUUUUUUUUUUUUUUUUUCAAUAUCACGUUUAAAUACCUCCUUGAUUUAGUAAAUAUGCUUUUGAGAGUUCUGGUAAAUUAAAUAUAGAAUUCCACAUUGUGGAUUUCCGUCUAUCCUGAGACUGAGUAUCACCAUAUUGGUCUUUUGCCAUCAAUUUCUUAAAUAUUCAAUAUAUGUUUCAAAAGAAAACCGAGCAUCACUGGGAAAGGUAGCUCAUAUUAUAGGUGCUCAAUGUUAACUUCAUUCCAGACGCAUAGCUCCACUGUUACAAACUAACAGAUCUGAUCAUUUUACUUUUUGGUCAUAUCUUUUUCAGUUCAGUCCAUUUGUCAGAGGAUCUACAAGAUACUUGAUAUCUACUGGAGGUGAUGCAACAGUUUGCUUGUGGCAAUGGGAUGCGGACACACUGCAGUUUAAGUGUGUAUCUUAAUUUAAGAAAAUUCUAAGUUUAAGAGAGAAAAAAAUGAGCAACUUGUAAAUAUUUACUUUACUUUUCCCCCCUCCUAAUUCAGGGAUCGUCCUCUGAAGUUUGUUGAAAAAUCUGGGCCCUCAGCCAAAAUACUUUGUUGUUCCUGUAGUGCUGGUAAGUACCAAUGGAAAGCACCUGAUUUGAGUUUUUGGGUUGUAAAUCUGUUUCAGCUACACCCCUUUGCUUCUUCCAGGUGGCAUGUUUUUGGCAGCUGGCGCUAGUGAUCAUGCAAUUAGGAUGUAUUAUUUUGGCCGUGAAACACCUGAGAAGAUGUCUGAGCUUGAAGGCCACUCUGUAAGUAGUUGUAAUAUAUAUAUAUAUAUAUAUAUAUAUAUAUAUAUAUAUAUAUAUAUAUAUAUAUAUAUAUAUAUAUAUAUAUAUAUAUAUAUAUAUAUAUAUUUUGUAUAAAAUUGGGCCUUGCAAAUAAAAAAUAAAUAAAUCUGAAGCAUACUUCUAAUAAGCUCAAGCGAUUAGGAACCGGAUUACUUAAUGUGUCCGAACAUUUUUAAUGUCUAACUACUGUUUUUUUUUUUUUUUUCUUCAUUCUUUUUCAAUUCUACCAUUUAAAAAUAUAACUGUCCGUACCGAACGUACUGCACUUGAUCUACCUUUUGCUUACUUUAUUAUUUACAAGUAUAUGUAAAAAAAAAAAAUAUAUAAACUUGUAAUACCUUUUUUAAACAGAAAUUUGUAAUGACAAGCUUUCGAGAAAACCUUUCUUUAAUAGAAGUGUGUGUCCUUAUACCUGCUGCACUUAUUGUACCUCCCUCUACUGUAAUGUAACCUGUAAAGUGUCAAGUACACUUUUAGUGCUGUGUAAAUAAAUUAUAUAUAUCUCACAAAAUAAAAAUGUGUAUAUAUUAUUUCACUUUAAUAUUUUUAUUCUCUUUUAGGGCAUAAUCGAUAGCAUUCAGUUCUCAAACCACAGUGAAAGGUGUGUAAAAUGUUAAUUGAAGUUUGUAAAAAAAAAAUAAAAUAAUAUAUAUAUUUUUUUUAACUGUGGCUUAUGUGGCCGUUGCUCAAUUGAAAAUAAUCCUGAACGCCAAAAGGGCCUCAAUUGGUCCGCUCCGUGGAAGAAAAAUCUAAUCUAUGAAGCGGAGCCAUAGUUUGACAAAACAAAGAGGGUGAGUGUAGACAAAGUCCUCCUCAAAGCAAGCCAUCGCAGUGCUCUGUAGUUGUUUAUACUAGCUAUCCUUGUACAUAAAAUAGUUCUCAUGCAGGACCUACUUAAGGAGAUUAGUGGCAAAUCCACGUUGUCUCAUCAAUAUCCAUUUGCAACAUAUGUCUUGUGACAGCCUGGACACACCCAUUAUGAAGGAUGGAGGUGUACAUGCUACUCACAUCCAUCAUGCACAAAAGGACACAGUUCAUCAAAAUUACGUAAUUUAGUUAGGAAAUCUAUGGAAUCCUUGAUAAAAGAUCGAGUACCAAGUACACAGGGUUGUAUUAAGGAGUCCAACAAGGGUUGGAAAACUGAUUCCGUGCCGGCAACAAUCGGUCGACCUGGGUGGCUUGUUCAAAUCCUUGUGGAUCUUUGGUAAUAUAUAAAACAAGGUAACAACAGGCUUCUCUUUGAUUAGGAAUUUCCUCAGAUCUUUGUCAAUUAUUCCCUGUUUAAAUGCAUCCUCCACAACAUCAAUAAUACCUUGUGCAAUUUCAUCAGUAGGAUUCCUGAGCAAUUUAUAAUAUGUCUGAGUGUCCGAAAGUUAUGACCUCCAAGUCAUUUUUAGUUGUGUCCAUGACCAUCAGGGCCCCACCUUUGUUGGCCAGCUUGAUGGUCAGGGACGUAUCCUUCUGCAGUUCACUAAAGGCUCUGCCCUGGUGAGAUUGAAUUGUUUGCCACUUUUUGUCCAGUUUAAUCUGUUUAUGUCCCUUUCGAUCAAUUUGACAUAAACUUCCACCACUUUACAUCUGGUUCUAUCGACUGGACAGGAGCUUUCCACUUCAUAGGGAGGUAAAGACACUGGACUACAAUGAAAACUUCUGUAAUUCAAUAUCCAAUGUUAGUUUAUUACAAUCAAAAACCUCCACAAAACCCACACCUUUCUGCAGUACUUGUUCCUGGGCAGGUGAUAGAACCUUAGAUGAGAUGUUAAUGUUUCUGUUGGUGAGUGCGUCCCGGAUAUCUCCGUGAGGGUGGUCAUUGCUACGAGGCCCACUUUGACACGUUGUCCGAAGUAUUUAAUUGCCUGACUUAUAAAUGCCAUCUAAUAAUGUAAUUUAGUCUUGCUGAAACAGCUGAUCUGUGAUGUUUGUAAGCAAUUUAGCAAUACCAAUAAGACAUGGCGUUCAAGCAUAAACGCUGCACAUACAGAUUCCUUCUGCAUGACCACUUCAAAUCAGUGAAGUGGUCAUGGUGGUUGGAGUAACCCUUUAAGAGGGGGUACCCUUAAAUGUACUCUUGAGAUUGUAGGCAUGCAAGAAAAAGUCCACACUGGUAUUGUUUUAAUGUUUGAUUUUCCUUAAAGGGACACUCCAGAGCCCUAAAACAUUUUAGCUUCCUGAAGAGCUUUGUUUGAAGACUUUUUUUAUUUUUUUUUCAGUUUUUUCUUCUCAUUUUACAAAAAAGGCUGAUUUCAAUAGAUAUCUACCUUUUUUUUUUUUAUUAUUAUUCAUAAAUCCUGUUACACCCCCAUGGCUGCCAGUCAGACAGAUCCUGUUACUUCCUGGUUUGGUUAGCUCAGUGGAGCUAAACUCAAGAUGCAGCAGUUGCUCAGAGCAACAGUCUUACGAAAAACUUCUCAUUGAGCUGCAUUGGUAAGUCUUUGGGUAGCGAGAAGUCUGGGUGGAGUUAGAAGAGGGGGGCUUGCAAAGACUUCAAACAAGAGGCUACUGCUUUUGCUAGCUGCUUUUAGAUAAACCACCAAUGAAAAAAAUGCCUUAUUAAAUGUUGCCUAUAUAUUUAGAAUAAAAUGUCACAAAAGUCCCUGUUGUUGCAAUGGACAAGUGUCUCAAUACUUUUGUCCAUGUAGUGUAUGUCUCUUGCAAAAUGUUUGCACUUCAGACUUUUUUCAGAACUGUUCUAUCUUUUUCGCAAAACCUAUUCCAGUAAAACAUUAAAGGGAAACAAUAGGCACCCAGACCAUUUCAGCUCAUUGAAAUGGUCUGGGUGCAGUUCCCCUGUUCCCUUAACCCUGUAAUUGUAAUUAUUGCGGUCAUUGAGACACUGCAAUCAUUACCUUGCAAGGUUAACCCCACCUGUAGCUGUUUACCAGACAGGCACUAGUGGUGCCUCCGUGUCCUGAGCAGACUUCUGGUCCGCUAAAUGACGCUGGACAUCCUCACGCUCUGCAUGAGGACAUCUACCAUCAGCUAACACCCCAUUGGAAAGCAUUGAUACAAUGUUUUACUCUGAGGAAGUCCUAAUGUGAUCGCGCAAGGGACAUCAGCGCUUAAAUCAGAGAAAUAAAUUAUUUAAAAACAAUGAGUUGGCUCACAAAACUGGUAGCUCUCAAAUUAAAGAGCAGAGUGUUAAUAGAACUUAUUUGUUAAAAUGUUACUUUGCAGAAUGUUCAUACAGAUAAGCGUAUUAGUCCUGAUGUAUAUGAAGCACUCUCUUUAUGAUUCCAAAGUCCUACAGUCCACACCAUAAAUAUAGUAGACUCUUCUAGGUUCUUCAGGAGUUCUGGGGUUAUAAUUCAAAUAGCCAUUUAGAGGUAUAAGAGCUUAAAAUGGUAUAAUAACGUUGGGUGAGAAACCACCAUAUCCACCCUAUGUGGUGCUCUCACCUUAUUACAGUGCACUUGCACUUGAUCUGUACCGGGUCCCAAUUGGUAUCUGGGAGACAAAGCACAUAUAUACUCCAAUAAUGUAACACUUUGUAUAGGGGUUAACACUCCCCCUAUGUAUCCUGCUCACCUGGUGCAGGGACUUGAACUGGUCCCACAGUAUAUCUCACUGUAUAGAUAGUGUGUCUCCAAUAGUAUACUACACUUUAUUAGUUUCUAUGAAACCAAGAGAUGUAUCCCUUUAAAUCCAGGUCAAAUUGCUGCUAUAUGGCUGGAAAAUUAAGUUAUUUAUGUCACAUUGAUUUAUAGGUUUGUUCUACUUUAUUGUAUUUAUUGUAACAUUCAUAGAUUUAUUCUUAUGUUGAAGUAUGUUAAUUUUUUAAGUAAACCAAUUUGCCAUAUACCACUCCUAAGAUGUGGGAAGAAUGCUCAUAAAUUACCAGAACUAAACACAUUGUGGAUUAUCUGCAGCUGUAACGCUGCAAAUUACUCCUCAUCACGGUAGUACUUAAUAGAGAUCGGCACCAACAGAUUUUGAGAAAGCCAAGCCAGGCCAAACGUGUAAGUCGCGUGGUGCCGACAUUACAUACCUGUGUUCAGGGGAGAGGAAGGUCUAGCAGCUUUGGUGGACCUGUCAGCAAUCAUUCAAAACUACCCCAUGAACUGUGAGCCAGUUUAACAGAUUUCGCUGUUACUAUAUUUUGUUUUAUUUUACUUUAAUUUUCUUAGAAACUAACAAAGUGUAGUAUAUUAUUGGAGAUUCACUCUUUGUCUAUACAGUGAGAUAUACUUUGGGACCAGUUCAAGUCCCUGCACCAGGUGAGCAGGAUACAUAGGGGGAGUGUUAACCCCUAUACAAACAGUGUUACACUAUUGGGAGUACAGAUCAAAUGCAAGUGCACUGUAAUAAGGUGAGAGCUCCACAUAGGGUGUGUAUCGUGGAGGUUUCUCACCCAACGUUAUUACACCAUUUUAAGCUCUAAUCUCUAUAGAUGGCUAUUUGAAUCAUAACCCCAGAACUCCUGAAGAACCUAGAAGGGGCUACUACAUUUAUGGUGUACUAUGACUUUGGAAUCAUAAAGAGAGGGCUUCAUAUACAUCAGGACAAUACUCGUAUCUGUAUGAACAUUCUGCAGAGUAACAUUUUACAAAUAAGUUCUAUUAACAUUUUGCUCUUUAAUUUGAGAGCUUCUACCAGUUUUGUGCGCUUAAUCAUUGUGUUAAAAUUAUAACUCAUUAUAUAUGUUAAAACUUUAAAGGGAAAGCGCCUCAGAUAUUUAUUAUAGAUAAGUGAGUUUAUUAAUUUUUCUACACCCCUUACAGCGGGCCGUGGGGGAGGGGGAGUUAUUAAAGUGCUAGGUAUACAACUUUUUGUUCCUAGCGCUAUAGUUUCCCUUUAACAUUUGAUAAGUUGGUGCAGUAAGAAAACAGUCAACCUUGUAGACUAUGGCUUUGGUUUGUUUCAUUUUUGUUUUUAACUUUUUCUCUCUCCAAGGUUUCUGAGUGGCAGCAAAGAUGGUACUGUUCGAAUCUGGUAUCUGCAAAAGCAGGAAUGGAAUAGUCUCUUGCUUGACAUGGCCCAACUGCUGAAUGAAAGGUAGCUAUGUGUACCUUCUAGCUUACUUUAACUUAAUGUGUUGAAGGUCCCAUAAGGAAUCAAACCAGCCAUAUUUGUGUUGUUUCUUUUGACUGUAUGAGUACUUUUUUUUUUUUUGGCAGGAUUCUAGUCUUUUUUAGAGUGUAGUUUGUAAAUCUCACUAUGCAAUCUAAUUUAAAGUACCUUGCUUCUUAAACCACAUCUAAAUUGUCACUCUAAGAACCAUAACAACUCUGCAUCAUUGCAAAGAAAGUUCUUGGAGCACCAAAGCUUACUCUCCACUCUAAGAGUGGCUCUGAACUGCAGCUGUAAUACAUCACUUUAUAUAUAACUGUCAGAAAUUAGUAUUGCGGGGGCCUUCCCGAUCUAAAUGUUUUUUUUUUGACCAGUUUGUGCAAGCGACAUGUACCUUGGGCUUAACUCUCUCCCCUGCCAGGAGAGCCAAGCCAUAAACCGCGCAUGUACAGAUCUAAGAAUGGCGGAUUGGUGCACAUUGAUAUGCUAUAUCCAUGUCAACCACCAGAGAAGUUGCUUAUAUACUAAAUGAUGAGUGAAACUGCUACUGGUCACUUCCUGGUUAGGGAGGAGUUUGCCUCAAGCUCCAUGUAGAUCCAGUAAACUGUGCAUUUGAUCACAAAAACGCACUUGUCUACCCAGUGCUGUGUAAGGAUUAAUAACAUGUUCAGCAUGCUACGAAGGUUCUCAGGGUUGGCUCAGUCUAAUUUGCACAGUGCUGAAGUUGAAAUUCCUGGGUGUAGGGAAACGGAAAGUUUUUUUUUUUUUUUUUUUUUUCUUGCCCAUUAGUGAUGUCCCGAACGGUUUGCUGCGGACUCAUCAUUGAGUAAACUUUGACCCUGUACCUCACAGUCAGCAGACACAUUCCAGCCGAUCAGCAGCAGACCCUCCCACCUCCUGGACAGCUCACUAAGAAUGCAGCUUCACAAUGGAUGCUGUCUGGGAGGGAGGGUCUGCUGCUGAUCGGCUGGAAUGUGUCUGCUGACUGUGAGGUACAGGGUCAAAGUUUACUCAAUGAUGAGUCUGUGGCGAACAGUUCGGGACAUCACUAUUGCCCAUAUAUAACCUUGGGUCGCAGGUUCUAAUCCCGGCAGGGCUGACUCAGGCCUUCAUCUUUCCGAGGUAGAUAAAAUGAGCACCAUUAAAUUAGGUAAUAGUAACAACCCCUGGAUGUUGGGCUAAGGUAACAUCCCCAGGACGUUCUUGAAAACCAGAGUAAUCUGAAUGUACCUUUGCUGGUUACAUUUAUUAAUAAUAAUAUAAUUAUUAUUAUUAUUAUUUUGUGUAAUUUCGUUAUCUAUGGUUAACUUCAGCCAAUAUUGAUUUUAGUUGCAUUUUAUUGUUGGGACUACUAUUCCCAAUAACGGUGCAAAAUAAUGGUUCACUGUAUGAAUGUAUUGUUGGAAUAUAUUUUUGUUGUCUGGUUUGCAUUGAUAUUCAGAUCCUCCUUAAAGCUUUUGGUGCUUUAACCCUGUAUUGUCAUGCUGAUAAGUAAUAUACAAAGUACUGGCUAUAGUGUACGAUAAAAAUGGUGGUCAUUUCUAUCCAGCUCUGCUUACGUGGAAGACCGAUACUCUAAGCCAAAGGUUUUAAUGCUCACAUGGAAUAUCUCAGACAGCCUUGUUGUCACUGCCACCAGUUCUUAUCUGCUGAAGGUCUGGGACUCUCACAGUGGAAAACUGCUGCAUAUUCUGCCGGUAAGUUACGGGUGCGUACACAAACUGCACAGGUGAUGGUUUUAUAAAAAUAUUGUUUCAAGAACCGUGGGGAGAGACAAACACCCUGAAUACAAUGGAAUCAGCUGGUAUAUACCAUUUUCUGGAUUUUGAUAGUGGUAACCCACUGUUCGUUAUGUUUAUAAAUCUAUAUUCCUAUAUUAUUGCUACACUAGAUUUUCACUUUGCACAAAUAGCACUGUAGCCAUACUGUGAACAUUGAUCAUUUUAGACCCAUUCACAAGUUGUGUAUGUUUAGUUUAGGGUUUAACAGAUUGCAGACAGAUGGAAUAGGAACAUAAUGUUCUUUAGCCUUCAAGCAUAUUUGUUCCAGCAGGAAACACAAUUGUUAAGUUAUAGUGACAGUCUUUGCUAUGCAGAUCUACUUAAAGGGGCAUUUCAGGCACCCACAUUUUGGUUGCUGUAUAUAUGUGUGUUUUCUCCAUAGGUCUUCUCAAUAAGCCCAACAUUUCUGCCUCUCCUAUCCCGAUUUGCACAGUUUAUUUUUGCUGUAAUAUUACAGCUGUCCUGGAUAUCGUGGUUUAGCAUUUUGGGAAUGGUAGUUUGACUUUCAGCAGUAGAACUACAUGGAAAGCCUCAACUCCCAGAACAUUGCAAGCCUGCUGUGUUGGAGUUUAUGGAAUAAGCUUAGCCUUUCUAUAACAUUUUGAGCAUCAUAAUUGAAUCACUUUCUGGCCCAAUUUGCAUGCAAAGAGAAACUCAUCAAGAACCACUUUUAAUAAGAUAUUAGCUUUUUUUCUGCAGGAAGUGCUUCAAAGGGAAGAAAAACCUCUGGUUGUAUUUAUGUACUCUUAAGUAAUCUAAAAAUGUUUGAUUUGUCUCCAUUUAGGGUCAUGAAAAUGACAUUUAUGUUCUGGAACCUCAUCCAUUUGAUUACAGGAUCAUGUUAUCUGCAGGAUACGAUGGCAAGAUUUCUAUAUGGGAUGUUACAAAGGGUGUAAGAAUAAAGAGCUAUUUUAAUGCGGUAAGAGCAUUUUGUUUGAAUACUUUAAAUCCUCCCCCUCCACUUUAUGUAUACCCACUGGGGGGUAUAUUGUAACUUUUCAUGAAACCCUAAAGCUUGUUAAUCUGUAUCGAUGUCAGUCUAAUUCUAACCCAAGUUCUACUUCUAAUUCCAACUUUUCUCUAGGACAUAAGGCACAAAGAUCUCUGUGAGAUCGAAUUGGUGAUCUGAUUGUUUCACUGCAAAUUAAAUUAAAUGGACUCCAGCACCACAGCUCAGUAGCUCUGUAGUGGUUUUGGGGCAUGUGAUGUGUCCCUGCAGGGCUAGCAGUGUAAAUGCUGCCUUUUUAGAGAAAAGACAAUGUUCACACUGCUAAGUCCACCUCUAGUGGCUAUCACUCAGGAGGGACUUCUUGGCCGUCCAGAAAUCUCUGCAGGGCCUACAUUCACAGGCGCUAAAUGCUCCCCAUAGUGAAGCAUUGAUUCCAUAUAUCUCUGUGAGAAGUUGAUUGGUCAACGCAGCCAUUUGCCACACCUGUGCACUAGCACCCCCAAUGCCUUCCUGUGGGAAAGUAUUGGAUUGUCUGAGACCAUGAAGAUUGAUCUCAGCCAAGGAGACGAGACCAGCACCGCAGGGAUUGGUGCCGCGAGUACUACAAGGUGGUGAGCAUUGUCUACUGCUCUACCAUAAAUUUCAAUUGAUGGUUUUGACACGCAGGACCAUGAAAUAUUAAUAUAAGCGAAUACUAUUUUAAAUUGACUUAUUAGUCUAGAUUGGAACUCUGCAUUGUGAACAAUUCUCGUGCAAUUAACCUUUUCCUUCUAUUCUAGAUUGAAGGCCAGGGACACGGGGCCAUUUUGGACUGUAAAUUGUCUGCUGACGGACAACACAUAGCCAGUACAGAUUCCCAUGGACAUCUGCUGAUAUUUGGAUUUGGUUGCACUAAAAGAUAUGAAAAGGUCUGUCUUGUUAUAAUUUUAACCAGAGAUUGUCCCUUUAUUUUGUAUGUUAGGGUUUUAUUUUUAUAUUGUGUUGUGCCAGUAACUGCAGCAGUUAUAAAUAAAAUGGUUAUCUUACUUGCUGUAGAGUGUAGUAAAGAAGUGUGCGUUUUUUUUCUUUCCUUUCAUUUCAAGGUAAUAUCCACUUUGAUUUCAUAUCAUGGGAGCAUUAAAGGACCACUAUAGUGCCAGGAAAACAUACUCGUUUUCCUGGCACUCUAGUGCCCUGAGGGUGCCCCCACCCUCAGGGACCCCCUCCCGCCCGGCUCUGGAAGGGGGAAAAGGGUUAAAAACUUAACUUUUUCCAGCGCUGGGCGGAGAGCUCUCCUCCUCCGUUCCUCCUCCUGGGCUGAAUGCGCACGCGCGGCAAGAGCGGCGCGCGCAUUCAGCCCGUCACAUAGGAAAGCAUACAUAAUGCUUUCCUAUGGACGCUUGCGUGCUCUCACUGUGAAAAUCGCAGUGAGAAGCACGCAAGCGCCUCUAGUGGCUGUCAAUGAGACAGCCACUAGAGGAUUAGGGGGAAGGCUUAACCCAUUCAUAAACAUAGCAGUUUCUCUGAAACUGCUAUGUUUAUAAAAAAAUGGGUUAACCCUAGCUGGACCUGGCACCCAGACCACUUCAUUAAGCUGAAGUGGUCUGGGUGCCUAGAGUGGUCCUUUAACUGAUAAGUUGCUUCUCAAAAUGGGAGAAACCAAUAAAAACACAAAUUCAAAAUUUGCAUAUGACCGCUUCGCCCAAUAAACUUUCCUGUCCUUUAUUGCAAUAGGCUGUAGCAUCCUUUUUGCUUACCAUGACAAGUUUUGAAAAGGCUUUCUCGGGAAUUACUUGGCCUCUUUUCCUAAGGAUUGAUGACACACAACACACAAAAUUGAAGUGGUAAUGGUGCCUGGAAAUCUUCAGGCUUUGUUAGAAUUGCGUGUUACCUAUAUGAUUUAUAAAUGGUUCCAAAAUAAAGAGGGCAGUUCAUGAUGGAUUAGCAAAUUUUGACAGAAAAAAACUCUUAAAGUCCAUUAACUAACUUCCAAUUUUUUUGUCCCCAGAUUCCAGAUCAAAUGUUUUUCCACACUGACUACAGGCCGCUGUGUCGUGAUCAACAUAACUGGGUCUUAGAUGAACAGACUCAGCAGGCUCCUCACCUCAUGCCACCACCAUUUCUCGUUGAUGUAGACGGAAAUCCCCAUCCACCAAAAUAUCAGCGUCUUGUACCUGGGCGUGAAAACUGUGCAGACGAGCAUUUGGUUCCUCAGUUGGGAUAUGUUGAAACUAGUAAGAAUAGACUGUAAAAAAAAUUAAAACAUUUGGCAAUGAUUCUCUAAUAAUUUAGACUAUUCUAUGUAUUUGGUUUUUGCCUAAUUUCAUCCUCUUAUACGUACUUCUCGCCAUUUUCUUUUUUUUGCGUUGUGGUUCUUAAUUUUUAUUCAUUUCCUCAACUACUUCACUGGAUCAUUUGCAGAAGAGGACCAUUAAUAUUUUAUCUUUAUUUAAGAUGCAAUUUUAGCCUUUUCUCCAGUCUUUCUUUUCAGUCUACAAAAUAAUUCUGGGACCUUUACCUCCACAAACAGAGGACUGGCUAUGAAGAAUUUAUGUGCAAAAGGAAUUUGUACAUCUCUUUCCUUUCAGGGUUGUUUACUAAAGUAAAUUUCAAAUUCAAGGUCAAAAUAACCAAACUUGAAAAUUUUUCAUCUGUGGUUUUAGUUUGACUACUCUGGCUUGAAAUUUGAAAUCCACUCUUAGUUCUCUCUUGUGAAUGACCCUGAUUGUGUCCGAAAUGGAACUAUUGAACAUUCAUUUACAUUACCUUUGUCUGUGCUUAUGUUACCCUCAUAUGGAACAUCAAACGUUUGUACUUGCUGAAUUUAAUUCCCUAAAUCCAACUGGGUCUGUAUCCAGGUCUGGAUGAUUAUCCUAGAUUUUUCCUGAAAUUUCUGGCAAUCGUAGAAUGAACGGAUUCCAAAUUUUUGGUUCUUUCUCAAACGGACAUAAUAGAAAUGUUAAUUAGAAUGUAUUUUCAGUAUCCAUUUGUUUAAUGAUUAACAAGAAUUUUAUACAGGCAAAUCACUUACAAUAAUUUUUUUGCACAUCUACUUUCUGACUCGGCUUUUCUUUUCCAUUUGAAAUUUUGGUUUUAAAUUCACUGCAAUCCACUGUCUAGUAAGCAGACAACUGUACUGAUUGUUUUCAUCGCACUUCUCAGGUUAAACGCCAUGUGUUGUUCUGUGCAGGUAAUGGAGAUGUGGUGGAGCAGGUAAUCAGCCAGCAAACACACUACUAUCAGCAGAACCAAGAUGCGAGUGUUCUUGAUGGGAUGAUAAGAGCAUUGCAGCGAUCACAGGAACAGAGGCCAGGUCUGGAGCAAGAACCUGGUGCUAGAGGGCAACCACAAAUGGAGGAAAUGCCAAGAAGAGGUAUAGUCAUUGCAGUUAAACUUGUGCUCCUAACACUUUAGCAUUGGCAUAAAGACCAUAUUACAUUUACUGCAGCACCUGGUGCCUUUUCAUUAAUAUUUCACACGAAUACCUCUGCGGAUUUUAAUUUUAUUGGUGGUGUCCCAAUGGGCAGCAUCAAUGUGUGCUGUCAAAUAUCUUAACUAUAUAUCAAGUAUACUAAUCUGCAACCUCUAUUUCUGCAAUACUUAUUUGGAAGCAGAUUUCAGUGACAUGCUAUAUGGCUUUAAGAUUCGCUAGAAUGUUAAAGUAAGCAAAUAUUAUGGUAUAAAUGUAAACUGCAGAGUAUAAACUGACCAGCAAAUUGAAAAUAAAAAAAAGAUUUUCUAUGUAUCUAUUAGAAAACGGUAAAGGAAGAGAAGGAAAGGCGUGCAAGUCAACAGAGCAAGCCCAAGCAGGGUAUUCCGAAAGAAUAUUAUCAGAUAGGGGGUCAGAAUAUGUGAGCUCAUGCCCUCUGUGUACUAUGGCUUUUGAGAGAAAAGGGAAUAUUUAUUUAUCCGUAAAACAUUUUCUCAUGUAAUGGCUAAUGUAGGCUAAAUUACCUUAUAUAUUGACUUACAAGAAGGAAAUGUUGGUAAAUAAAAAUCCCAUUAAAUGUGUGUAUUUGCUUAGAAUAAAUAUUUAUUAUGUGUUCUUGCAUAGCAAGACCACUUAAUGUUAUCUCUCAUAGGAAUGAAUGGCAAAAUGUUCAAAACUAGAGUGGGAGCUGGCAAAAGCUGAAAAAUCAGGACAUUUCUAAACUGCCAUCACUCAAAUCUUAUAUCAAAACGUUCAGCUAUCCCUGCUGCCACUAAACAUGUCAACGGCUAAGCCAUAGUCCUGAUCGUUUUCACAAUAUGACCAUUUGUUUGCAACUCACGCCGUCCAAUGACAUUCAUUGAAACUCCACUCAAACUUGAAGGACAAUUUCUAAACUGUGACUGGGCCCUCAUUUUUAAUACUUCAGAGACAUACUAUGCAUCAAAAUGUAGGUCUGGGUCUUGUGAUUAUCACAAUAUAAAGCUCUUCGCUGUAUAGUUUUGAUAAUACGACUGUUUGAAGAUGGCAACCGCCAAAAUAGGCUGGAGCAGCAAGUGAUGUCCUAGACAGGGCCUUUUGUACACCUGCUAAUGUUUUUAUAAAUGUAUGGUUUAAUGUAACUGUGAAGCAAUUAAAUGUGCUAUAUAAAUAAAUUUACUCCGCCCACUCCAGUUGUAGACUACUGGUGGAGGCAAGAAAUUGUAGCUUUUCUAGUUUAUAUUGAUGUAUAUUUUUUAACUCAUUUUCACACUGUUACUCUAGUUUCUAGAACAACAAAGUUAUUAGAUUGCUAUUAAGUUACAUAUCUUCGGUUUUCAUCUAUUUUAACGUAUUCUUUCUAGGAUUUUUCUCUCCUGCUAAUAUUGGGCUACGUCGCAGUGGUCAAGUUGAAGGUAUUCGACAGAUGCACCAGAAUUCCCCACGAAGUCAGAUUGCAACUGAGCGAGAUCUCCUGGCCUGGAAAUGUAGGGUGGUGGUGCCACCAAUACCCUGCCCAGUUUACAUGUAUGAUGGCUUUUUUUGGGAGGGGGAAAAGUUUGUUGUGAGUUCCAUCUAAUGUGUUAUUUAACAAUGCAUGUAAAGGGAUAUAUAUAUAUCUUUUUAUUUAUAUAUAUAUAUAUAUAUAUAUAUAUAUAUAUAUAUAUAUAUAUAUAUAUAUAUAUAUAUAUAUAUAAAAGCAUUUGCAGACUCUGGUAUCAACAUGCUGUGUGUGAUAACACUAAUUAGACCUUCAAAAACCACUACACGCCCUGUAGAAGUUAUGGUAUCAGGAUUAUCCUGAUUCAUAGAGAAAGUAGUCAAACAGUUUAAUAACUUAUCUGGGGUCCACUGCCUGCUAGCCACAGCCUCUAGGAGAUUCAGAAGUCUCGUGCAAUGAGCUUCUGUAAGAUCAUUUGAGUUAAGCUCUGCAGUUGCAGGGCUGGCUUAUUGAAUGCGCGUUAUAGCAGGGAGCUUGUGGCUCUCCUGGAGGAGUUGGCCUGUGCCUAGCAGACCCAAACUUUUUAAAAAUGGUUUGAUUACUUAACCUGGGAAGGUGCCCUGGUUCCGUAACCUAAACACCAUGUUAUUUUAAAAGGAAGAUCCUCUCUGUGCACUCAGACCGACAGCUGCUAGAUAUUCUCAGACAAAUGUAGACAUUGCCAUUUCUCAGACACGGUAAUGUUUUGUCUAGUCCAUGUCAAUUAUACAAUCUAUGCACCAAAACCACUACAUUAAGAUAUGGUGCUGAGGGUACUGUUAAAUGUUUACACAAUCUAAGAAACAAACAGACAAAAAGUUUAAAUGGUUUGAUUGCCCAAUGUGUCAAAAUCAUGGAAGAACAAUUAUACCAUUUAUUUUAAUUAUACAAAGAAGAAGUACUAAUCUUAAGAUAUUUUGCUGGUGUCCCUGCUGCUUAUAGGAAACAGGAAGAAUUUAGAAUUGCCAAGGGAAAUGAAGAGAAAAUAACCUUUACCAAGCAGAGAAAAUAUGAUUUUCAGGACAAGGUGAGAAGAGUAUUAAGACAUUUUCCUGAAAUGUUUAUGCUGACAGAAAAGAAUGAAUUAAACCUGUUUCCCUCAUAUUUUACGGUAAUGAAAUCAGGGAUAAAUAUUUUAUGAUAGAGCAUACCUUUAGGUAUAAUUGUAUACAGUGUCCAUUUAAGUUAGGGUUGUUACUUCAUGGUAGAUGUAAACCAGUGUUAACGUUCCCUAGAAAUGUGACGCCCCCUGUCUGAGAUAUCGUUCUAAGCCACCCAGUCGGAUGCAGUCAUCCCGCAGAGAAGUGGAAGAGUUUAUAGACUUCUCGUGUGAAGAGGGUGAAGAAACUGAACCUUCUUCCGAAAAUGAAGCAUCUUCGGAGAAUGAGAAUGAGGAAGAGGAGGCGGCAAGUGUUCAUAUACAAUGUUACCCACUCUUUGCUUGUAAAAUGCAUGUUGCUUAGGGAGCCUUUAAAAAAAAAAAAAAAAAAAAGCUGCAAUUCCUCCCCUUGUAAAUUAACUUACUUUGUGUGCACCCUAUAAAAACCAGCAAUACUUGUUUGUAAGACAGUGAUUUUAUUAAAGAAUAGCCGGAUAAGGACUUGUAUAAUCUUUUACAUUCACCAAAACAUUUUUAUUGAAAACCUGUGCAUACAUUGCUUUACAUGUGUUUUUAAAUGAAGGUGACUGCUUGUGUGCUCUUAGUAAAACCGAGCAUUUAACUAACUUUGUGUUCAGCUACAAUAUAAAGAAUAUUGGGGGAUACAGCUGUAAAAAAAAAAAAAAAUUACAAAAAAAUCCCAUCUUAGUGUAACACCGUAUUAUAUGAUGCUGCAAUGCACAAGUAUCAAUGCACGCACAAGCUGUUUCGGGGAGGAUUUCCAACCCAGGAAUCCACAGUUGGUUGUAGAAAUUCCAAGAUUUUCUCCAGGACACAUGGUGAGGGAAGGUGGGGCUGUGUGUAUAAUACUGUUACUCUGUUAUGAUCUUUUUACAGCUGCAUCCCCAAUAUUCUGUAUUAUAGCUGUUCUGUAAGAGGGUAUACUCUGGGGGAUAUAUAUUUCUUUAUCCACACCUAACAUUGUAGGUGGGGUUGUGGGUUGUUGCAUGUGUGUGCAUAUAAACACUAACUUUGUGUUCCGUUUUAAUGUACUUGUGCAAGUGCACAUUUAGGGUGUUUCUGAUACCAUAUGCAGAGUUUGUUACAAACAGUAUGGUUGGUUUUAGAGUUUAGUCUGGUGUAUGUGAAAGUAGACUAGGUCCGACUCUUCUACAAUUAUGAUAUGCCAACACAAAAUAGUUAUGGCUUUCUAUGUAUAGAAUUGUUUUUCCCCUCCUCUUUUUUAGAUGGACCAAGUAGCUGAAGUGUCAAGUGUUCCUGAUGACGACGACUGGAGGAGUGAAAAUGACACUGGGUAAAUGAACUUGAAUUUGAAGAAUGAGGUGAAAGUGACGCUAGUGAUGUAAAAUUGUUGGAUUGUGCUAAGAAAUUAAGAUUCUGCUGUUAGAAAAAGUAAUGUUACUAAAAUGCAUGUUGGCGUUCUGCCAAAGAUUAUUCGAUCACAGCUAUUAAUAGAAGUGUAUCAGUGUGUAAAUACACUGCUGAUGCAGGAAAUGAUAGUAACUACUUGUUGCGCAGGCGCAUACGUGUGUAUGUCUGCAUAUGUUUGUAAACACGAAUAGUUUUUGACUAUUCUUCUGGAGUUGGGUGACAUUUCAAUAGCUUAUAUUUCUAUUCUAUGUGAAGCCUUACCAUGCAGGUUGAGUGCUGGUGGACAUAACGUCGGAUUUAAACCAAAAGGCCAGUUUCAGUUUUAUGUUAGCAGAAAUUUUACUUUACUAAUAUUGUUUCUAACUUUUCUCUGGUAUUUUCCAUAUUGUUGGUUAAAAGGAGAUCUGGUUUUGAUCUUUCUUUUACUUUGAAAAUCGAUUCAUUUUUAAAGGACCACUCUAGGCACCCAGACCACUUCAGCUUAAUGAAGUGGUCUGGGUGCCAGGUCCCUCUAGGGUUAACCCAUUUUUUUUUUAUAAACAUAGCAGUUUCAGAGAAACUGCUAUGUUUAUAAAUGGGUUAAUCCAUCCUCCAAAUCCUCUAGUGGCUGUCUCAUUGACAGCCGCUAGAGGCGCUUGCGUGAUUCUCACUGUGAAAAUCACAGUGAGAACACGCAAGUGUCCAUAGGAAAGCAUUGUAAAUGCUUUCCUAUGAGACAGGCUGAAUGCGCGCGCAGCUCUUGCCGUGCGUGCGCAUUCAGCCGAAUGGGAGGAUCGGAGGCAGAGAGGAGGAGGAGAGCUCCCCGCCCGGCGCGGGAAAAAAGGUAAGAUUAACCCCUUUCCUCUCCCCAGAGCCGGGCGGGAGGGGGUCCCUGAGGGUGGGGGCACCCUCAGGGCACUAUAGUGCCAGGAAAACGAGUGUUUUUUCCUGGCACUAUAGUGGUCCUUUAAAUCCAUGAGACUGUUUGUUUGUGCCAGCCUAUAACUUUGUUCUAAAGGUGCGCAGGACCUAGCACUUGUGUACCGUGCUCUACGCUCGCUGGAUGGUGCUACUAACCUGCAAAAUAUUGAUGUUUAAAAUGUGUGAAACCUACAGUCAGUGGCAUACAAAGGUUUCUCAGCAACUGCAGCUUUUGACGUGAAAGUGAACAUUUGAAUUGAUCUGUCCAACUUAUAGGCCUGGAUUAGUGGGAGUCUGAGCGUGGGACUUAUUUUUGUAUGUUUGAUAGGCUUGAUAGUCUGCAUUAUCUGAGGUGCCAGGAGAGCCCCUAAAUGUGUCACGUGACUUUAGCAGUAUGAGAGAAAGCAGGGGGAUGGUUUCCAAAGACUGGUAGCAGUUUAGCUGUAGUAGCUAUGGGGUUUAUCUUCUAUUACUUUAUGCAAUCUUUAAAGGGAUCCUAUAGUGCCAGGAAAACAGUUGUUAAACCCCUUCAGCCACUUACCUGAAUCCAGCGCCGGUGUCCCUCUGCGCUGGGCCAGGCUCCGCCCAUGCUCCUCCCCCACCGGCUGACGUCGCAAUGGCUGCGCGCAUUAGUGAGGACGUCCAGCGUCGGAUAACGGACCAAAAGUCAGUUUGGAUUCUGGAAGCCCUCUAGUGGCUGUCUGUUAGACCGCCACAGAGGGCAGACUUAGAGCUGCAAUGUAAACAUUGCAGUUCUCUGGAACCGCAUUGUUUUACAUUGCAGCACUGAGUGCUUAAAGGGUCACAGCACCCAGACUACUUCAAUUAGCUGAAGUGAUCUGGGUGCCUACAGUGUCCCUUUAACUGUAGUGAGAUAAUCAGGUAGCAGUUUCCUGUUCUAAUCCUAAAGGCGGCAGCUCUGUGACCUUUUGGACCUGUAAAGUAAGACAGUAUUUAAUUUAUCUACCAUUAUAAUUUGUGUAAAAAAAAAUUCAAACAAUUUUAUGCUUUAGAAACAUGUCAUGGAGAAUGAUUUCAGCAUAGCUUAUGGAGAAUAGUUUAUAACAAAGAAGUAAAAGAGGCUAAUAAAUGGGUUCUAUUUACAGUUAAGCAUUUUAUUUUUUAUUACUGCCAUGAUCACAUAGACGAUGACACCCUAAUGCUUUAUCUAAUACAUUGAAUAUUUUUCAAUCUGACAGCAAUUCAUCCAGCGAUUACUCCGAUUGGACAGCAGAAGACCGAGAUUACCUCCAAUCACCGAGGCCUAGCUCAGUACGGUGCAAGGUGAAGAAGCACACUUCAGCACGGCGCUUGAUUAAGAAGCUGUCUAGCAGCUCAGACGAAGAGAGCUCUGCUGAUGAGUCAUCUUCAGAGACACGGACAGUAAAACAGGACCAGAAUGAAGUAAGAAAAUUGUAUCAACCCUCUGUUUCCUACAUAAGGAGUGCAAGCUUUCAGAAUAUAUGGUGUUGCUGUUUAGCUGUGAAAAUAAAUCCAAAGUUUAGGAUUACAUACUGGCAAAAUGCAACUCUUAUACACUUCCUCGAUUUUGUUAUUUUUGAUAACUUUAAUUUUCCAUUUUAAAUGGGUUAAAGUAAUUUUGGCCAUAACGAGAAUACUAAAGUAAAGUAGUUAUUAGGAUGUUUCUUUAGAAAGGAUGUUUGCAUAUUAUAGGCGGCAUUCCACAUUAAUAGUCUGAUUACUGAUCUUUUUCUGGAAUCUCUGUAUAAUGUAUACAGACCCCUAUCUACCCAUUUUAGUUUGGUUAUAUUACAAAUCCAGCUUUAUUGGAGGUUCUAACAGAUAUUUUGUAAUGUUGUAUAUGACCCAUAAGUUAAUUCUACCAUGUUUUGUUCAGAAAAAUAGAAUUUUGCCUCCAUAUGUACUAUAUAUGCCUGAUUAAAAUCAUGGCAUGGUUUUCCCUGUCUGUAAGGGUAUGGAGCUGGUUAAGUCAAUUUUUCUGUGGUUGUAAUCAGGGGAAAAAAAUAUUGUAAGCAUUGGAACUAUUUCUGUUGCUUAUUUUUUUCACCUUGACAAAUGAUUUUCAUAUGAUCAUCAGUGUUCGGUUGUUAAUUUUUCUUGAGUGAGACAGUGUCCAUUUAUUUAUUUUAAUGUACAUUGAAAAAAACGUUUUCUGUGAUACCCAAAAGCUUAAGUUUGCCAGUUUUGCUGCCGUGCUAUUUACCAAACUCCAAAAUUAUUGUGCAUUAAAAAUUAGAAUGGCAAAAUCUAGUCUCUCCCAUAAUCACAAUUUGGCAUUUUGCGCCUGUAAUUUACUGUUAACAGUUGCAUUUUUCACGAUUUGGAGUAUAGUUGAAUAACUCUGUGAGUAUUUAGUUAUACAGACAUUAACACCAGAUGAGAAGAUUCUGAUUUAUUACCUGCAUGUUAUAUAUAUAUAUAUAUAUAUAUAUAUAUAUAUAUACACAUAUUUUUUUUUUUUUUUUGUGCCACAGGCAGUGGGAGAUCCUGUAAGACCACCUAUAAACGGAGAGAUCUCGGAGUGUCGCCCACCUGUCUGGGUCACAGAUACCAUGCCCCACAGAUCCCCCUUUGUUCCUCAAAUGGGAGAUGAGGUAAAAUCUGCUUUUAAUGAUUUUUGUUUGUGCAAUGAUGACACACCUGUUAAAUUAUUCCAGUGAAACCUCUGUAUUUAGAAGUAGCAAUGUAGUGUUUGCAAGCACGGAACCUGUAGAUCUAAUGUGAAAAUGACUUGUUUGUGCAGAACAUGUUGUAAAUAGAUUACAGAUUAACCAGUUUCUGACAAAAGGUUGUGUGUGUGUUUACUGUAGGGUUUAUGAUUUUUUGAACCAGCUAUUAAUAAUGGUAGUAUAGUGUUAGGGUUAUAUGUGCUAAUGUGUAGUGAUUAUCCUGUAACAGUUUACAAAGAUUUUAAAAUACGAUCCUGUCAAUAACUGUAAAUCAUGUGUAAUUGUUUAUGUAAUACAGUACAUACAUGUUAAAGUUUUACUUCAUGCUGUUUGGAGUUUAUAGCUACAAAUGUUGCUUCCUCCGAUGAUGUACGCACAUUUUUCUGCAUUCUCUCAAGUGGCCAUUUUGGAGGUGCUAAAAAUACAUCUUUGGGUCAUAUCGGUUAAUCUGCAAAUAUACAAACUUGUCACAAAGAGAGAACUACACCCAUGGGGUCUGGAGCAAAGUAUGGCAUGAACACAUGUUUAAACGUACUCCUGCAGAACUUGCAAUAAAUUACGGGACAACCAUAUGCAAUGAUUUCAGCAGUUCCCAGUGUAGGAGCAGUUCUGAUUGGACAUGCACAACUUUUAGGCAUAAGCGAAUCGCUAGUGACACAUUGCUCCCCACACUUAUUGCCAUUUCCUUUUACUAAUGCAUUUGCUAUAACCUGUCAAUUGACCCUGCUUAUCGUGAACUUUCAUGAGAUUCUCGUAAUAGUAGACGACCAUUAAUUUCCUCCUCAAACUUUUGAAAACCAUGACUUUAAUAACCCUAUUUCACAGUCACCUUAUUUAUUCACUUUUCAUCCUGUAGGUAAUCUACUUUCGUCAAGGCCACGAGGCCUACAUUAAUGCAGUUACGAGAAAUAAUCUCCCCAUAUCAAACGUUCUAAAGGAGCCAUGGAAGAAAACAGUGCUGCGGGUAAUAAGACUUUGUUUUUGCAUAAUUUGGCUAGUAUGGCAUCCAGUAUUAAAAGGGAAACUCUAGGCUUUAUUUUUCAAUUUUUAACUAAUUACUUGUAUUCAAGCAGGAAUAACGUCUUCAUGUACCAGGAAGCGAUUGAGAUUGCUUUAUUGCAUUGCCAAUCUUGGUUCUUUUAAUUUUCGUAGAAAUAGGUUGUUUUCCUUAAAGAUUCUUUGUGUUGCUUUGAAAUGUCAUUUAGUGUGUAAUACAUUUCAGAUGUACACAAAAAUGAAUAAUCUUACAUAAGUUUUGCCGCAAGAAAAAAACAUUCUGUUCUAAGAGAAUAUACAACAAAUAGUAUCUCUCUCUCGGCAUCCAUGAAUGUCUCUAGAACAUCCCAAAGGAUUAGGGUUGUUGUGUUUCUCUUGACAGGGCAACACUAUAAUUUUAUUAAGCUUGUUUUCUAUUUUUAAUUUCCAGGCUUUGUAUUAAUAUGUGACUUUUAUUUAUUAAUUGUCUCUAGGAUCAGGAAGUGGUAAAAAUUGUUGGUAUAAGAUAUGAAGUUGGCCCUCCUGUUAUAUGCUGCCUAAAACUGACUGUGAUUGACCACGUUAGCGGAAAACUAACAGACCAGUCUUUCUCUCUUAAGUAUGUUCUGGGUUCUUAUUGUAUGGUUUUUUUUGGGAGGGGGAGGGGGUGGUGUGUGAAUGUGUGUUUGAGAAUGUGUUUCCAUAGUAAAAAAAUUAGUGGGUCUACAUGAAUUGAGGUGGAUGUUAUGGCGAAAUUGGGAACCCUACGAGUCAAGGAACACGAUGACUUGGGUUGAGGCACUUUGAGGUUAAAGAAUUUGUUGAAGUGUAGUGGAAUAUUGAUUAGCAGCAGUAAAUAAAUACUAGGUAAUAGAGUAAUCCUGUAUAGAAGAGGAAAAACAAAAUAGUAAAGUUGUGAUGAGCUGACCAAGGCCUGUAAGGAAGUGUGGUGUAGUGUGCAUUUGAGCUUAGUCUAUUUAAGCACAAACUGCAAGUGUAUAUAAUUCUUGUGUUUGUCAAAGCGUAGUAAUAAAUCAAAGAAGAUUUCAUUUCAUUCUGAGAGCUGUGCAUUUUCAAGAACUCAUUUAACAGCAUUAUGCUUAACAUGGUCUCUGAACCAAUUGACCAAGGCAGAGUUAAUUAUUUUUCUUUAUAUAAUAGUCUGUUGAAUUUGCUUAUUCACCAGGUAUCACGACAUGCCAGAUGUCAUAGACUUUCUUGUGCUACGGCAGUUUUAUGAUCAUGCUCGACAAAGACAUUGGCAAGCAGGUAAGUCCCUAAAAUACCAGACACCAGGGAAUGUUUCUCCUUUAUACUUUAUGAACUUAAAUGAACACUAUAGUCACCAGAAUAACUACACAUUAAUGUAGUUAUUCUGGUGAGUAUAAUCGUUCCCUGCAGGCAUUUUCAUGCAAACACUGACUUUUGAGAGAAAAGGCAGUGUUUACAUUCACCCUCAGGGACACCUCCAAGUGGCCACUAUAGGUGCUUCCUGGCACUGCCGUCCAGCCUCUCCACGUUCUGCAUGGAGACUCUGAAUUUCCCUCCUAGAGAUGAAUUGAUUCAAUGCAUCUCUAUGAGGAGGUGCUGAUUGGCCAAUCUACGUUGGGCCCUGCCCCCAUCCAGACUCUGUGCCAAUUUCAACCAAUCCAAUGCUUCCCUGUGGAAAAGCACUGGAUUGGCUUAAAAUCGUAACUUCUGAUGUCACCAAGGUGACUUAUUCGGGGUGGGACCAGCGCCAGCGGACCCACGCGGCGCUGGAAAUAAGGUAAGUUUUAACCCCUUCAAAGAGGUCAUGUUUGUGUUCCUUUAAGAAUUGUGCUCUCUAGCUAACAGUGCUCAGCUGGUACAUGGUCAGUAGUAAUUGUAUACCCUCCUGAUUGUCUACAUAGAAUACUAGUCUUCUAAUCUUAUGUUAUUUUAAUGUUUGUUUUUGUCUUCUUUUACAUCUAAACUUGUUAGGGGAUAAAUUUCGGUCUGUUAUCGAUGACGCCUGGUGGUUUGGAACAGUUAUGUCUCAAGAGCCGCAUCAGGCAGAUUACCCAGACAGCCUUUUCCAGUGUUAUACUGUGAAGUAAGUGUAGGCCUUCAUAAACUAUUUCAAUUCUGCUUUGUGUUAAGUUUUGCAUUUCGAGGCUAUCUCGAAAAAACCUGCAUUUUUAAAAGUUCAUUACUUGGAACCAAGCUUUAUUAGCCUACCCAAAGAAAUCUUGAGCUAAAUUGUUACACGUCACUGACUAGUGGAAAUUUUCUCUCCUGUGCAUAUAGCAUAUUUUAGUAAUGCAUCACACAUAGGUUUAAUGUUUAGGAUUUUAUUGCCACUAUUUUACAACAUGCUUUGCAAAAUAAGGAGAUGUUGGAUUGUAAGGAAGUCAUGUAAAACUUAUUUUGUUGUGUAGAUUUCUAUUCCAUGUGCCUCUGAUUUAAUUAGGACUUCAUUGUUUUAACAUCUUUUCCAUGAUUUAAACAGGUGGGAUAACACCGAAAUUGAAAGGCUCAGUCCCUGGGAUAUGGAUGUUAUACCUAUUGAAGGUAAGUAGUACCAAAGAAGUAGCAGAAUUCUCUGUGUUUGAUCAUUACGUGUAUUUUUUUUGUUCUAACUUCUAAAGUGCUUGAAAUAAUUUUUUUAGAAAUCAUAGUUGAGGUUUGAUGCACAAUGAUUCCCUAGUGUAAGGUGCUUCAAACUAGCUUCCCAAAAAACAAACCUCUGACAAAAAGCGACUGAGAUUUUUCUUUAGCAGUCCUGCUUAUCACAUUGAUUGCAGAGGGAAGGCUGAACAGCAAUAUGUGCUAUAGUCCUCCGCUGUCAGUGUGAGCUGAACCCGAUCUCCGGCCUGUGUGCUAGUAGCUCUGUGAAAAUAUUUAAAUUGGGCCACUUGUGUAGUUCUAUUCUUAUUUCAUAUAAUUGGUAUGAUGUAGAGCAGGGGUUCCCAACCCAGUCUUCGAGUACCCCCUAACAGUCCAGGAUUUAGGGAUUACCCUGUUGUGUCUAAAGUGUAAGGGUAAUCCCUAAAUCCUGGACUGUUAGGGGGUACUGAGGAUUGGGUUGGGAACCACAGAUGUGUAGAGUAAUGACUAAAAAAAGAAUCCAGAAAAUGAUUUUACCCAUCAUAUUGAUAACAUUUAAUAUAGAGGAAAUAUUGGUAUAAAAAAGUGGGAGUUUUCUUUUUCUUAUAAAGGCAAAUGUUAACUCUAGUUGCCCCUGUGUUUUAAGCCACCUUUUUAUUUUUUGCCAUUUUAUCCGAAAUAAUUAAUUUCAUGAGUUGUGUAAUGUUCCUUGAUCAUUUAGUGUUAAAUGAAAUCUCUCUUUUCAGUGGUUCCCCCUGAAGAACUGGGAGCUAGCAUUUCUGUAAGCCCUGAUGAGCUGGACAAUUUGUUAUACAGUCCCCAGGAGGGUGAAUGGGGGCCAGAAACUCAACAUACUGAAUGUGAACGUAUUAUUUGUGGUAUUGAUCAACUACUUCGUCUGGGUUAGUAACACAGGAAUGGUGAAUGUGUAUUUAAUUUUGUCAGUCUGUUUUUAUUGUGGCAUUAAGGUUACACAAGACAAUUGCAAUACUGCAAAGAUAAACGACGUUUUAGUUAUUAAUGUAUCUCUUCAUAAGUGGUACACAGGCUACAGAUUUUGUAUUAAUCUUUCCAAAUAAAUGUUCAGACGCCAGAUCUUAUCUUUACAGAAUUCAAAUUUAGAUUUUUAUCUUGUGCUUAGUUGGUAAUUAAAGCCUUUUUUCCUUUAUUCAGAUAUGGCCACUCCCUUUGCAGGCCCUGUUGAUCUCAACACCUACCCUUCCUAUUGCACGGUAGUUGCAUAUCCCACAGAUCUCAGCACAAUACGGAUGAGGCUUGUAAAUCGUUUUUACAGGUUUGUUUGUGUGGUGUUUUUUUGGGGGGGUUUUUUUUGGAGGGAGGGUUGGGGGGGGGGGGGAAGGUUACAAUUUGUUGCUACUAUUCUGAAUAAAUAUUUUGUAUAAUUUGACAAUAGCAGCCCUAUGAAGGCCUGACUGCUACAUGAUAUUACAUUAAAGCUAGACUGUCACUUGUGGGUUCCUUCUUUUCAUAACUUUCCCAGUGACUUGUCCACUUGCAUGUUCCCAGAUGUUUGUGAUGGGAAAACAAUGUAUUUCCGUAAAUCUCUGCAACUAUAAUAUACCCUGUGCACCUAACAUGUGCAAGGUGCAUAUGUUGCGGUGCUGGAAGAUCCUUUGUAUCACUACUUACUGUCAUUGGAAUGCACAUUAUUUGUGCUAAACAACCAGUAAGCCUGUGGACUGAUGGGUGAAUGAUUAAAAUCCCUAUCUGUCAAACUAGUGGAUGGAGAAAUUGUAUUUUUGGUUCUUGAAGCCUUGUUAUACCAGGUUAUGUUGGUGAAGCUUUCUUACCCAUAAAACACACUGGAUGAUGUAUUGCAGGAGAGUCUGUGCACUAAAAUGGGAAGUAAAAUAUAUUGCGUUAAACGCCAGUACCUUCAAUGAACCGGAUAGCGCUAUUGCGAAGUCUGCAAAGAAGAUCACAGAACUCCUGCUGAACUUCAUAAUGUAAGUCACGAAUAUAAAUGAUCUAAGUAUCCUUUUAGAAACCACAAACUCUUAAGCUGCCCUUAUUCAAAGCACUUAAUGCAGGUUGGCAACAGUAAUUGUCAUUAAGUGCUAAAACAGAAAGAGGAAACUUGAAAUGGGAAGAUAAGAAUUGCAUUAAAAACAUUUUUUUUGGGGGUGGGGUUGGGUUUACAAGCGUCAAGGCAUGUUUAUGUAAAAUGUUAAUUUCUUUGUAGAUUUUAUUGAAGCUUAAAGUAACAUUCCAAGCACCAUAAUCACUACAGUGUGCUUUGUUAAAGAAUAUGAUGUAGUGGUUAUGUUGCAGGAGCCACUUGGAAUGUUCCUUUAACCAUGAAACAGUUGCUCCUUCUCAGCAUUCUAUUUUUACAUUCUAGGGACAGUAGCUGUACGGAUAUUAAUGACCUGAUCAAUUCUACGGAAGGGACUGAGCAAUGUCGUUCCUGUGACCAGGUAUGGAGUCUGAUAGAACUGUUUUCUAGAAUUUGAUCUACUUUUAAACUGUAAGCUUGUGGACAGAACUUUCGAAGUCCAGGUAUUUGGUUGAACUCUACUAAUUUAAUGUACCAUUUACUUUCUCUUGGCAGUACAGAAUUUUGUUCUCGCCGUAUAAUUAAUUUAAUCAGCAAGUACCAUUUGGCUCCCUGCACCCUGCUAUCUUAAUGUUUUACACAGUCAAAAAGCCAAAACUAUUCUUAGUUCUAUAAAUAUUUUGCUUUAAACAAAACAAAAUUCACUGUAAAUUGCAUGAUGCUUAAAUUUUAAUUGUCUUUACUGUGAUCCCUCACCAAGUCAGCACCACAGAUUAAACUUAUUUGGGUUAGAAUAAUCCUCCUUAUCCGGUCCCCUCCUCCCAGCGUAUUAGAUCUUAAGCCAUACAAAUAUACUAAGAUGUUAUGAGUAAAACCGUAAAUGUGGUUAUUUAAAAUUUCCAAAUAUACUGACUUUGAUUAAACCUCAAAUGAACACAAUUUAUUAUACAUACAGGGUUAUUCACUAACGUGAGAAUUCAAAGUGAAUGUAAAAUUUAAAGGGACACUAUAGUCACCUGAACAACUUUAGCUGAAUGAAGCAGUUUUGGUGUAUAGAACAUGCCCCUGCAGCCUCACUGCUCAAUCCUCUGCCAUUUAGGAGUUAAAUCCCUUUGUUUAUGAACCCUAGUCACACCUCCCUGCAUGUGACUUGCACAGCCUUCCAUAAACACUUCCUGUAAAGAGAGCCCUAUUUAGGCUUUCUUUAUUGCAAGUUCUGUUUAAUUAAGAUUUUCUUAUCCCCUGCUAUGUUAAUAGCUUGCUAGACUCUGCAAGAGCUUCCUGUAUGUGAUUACAUUUCAAUUUAGAGAUUGAGAUACAAUUAUUUAAGGUAAAUUACAUCUGUUUGAAAGUGAAACCAGUUUUUUUUUUCAUGCAGGCUCUGUCAGUCAUAGCCAGGGGAGGUGUGACUAGUGCUGCAUAAACAGAAACAAAGUGAUUUAACUCCUAAAUGACAGUGAAUUGAGCAGUGAAAUUGCAGGGGAAUGAUUUAGACAUUGAAACUGCUUUAUUUAGCUAAAGUAAUUUAGGUGACUAUAGUGUUCCUUUAAGCUUAAAGUGGCCAAUCUAGAGAGAUUCUCGAAGUCGUCUAUGCUUUCAAUAUAGCUAUUCUGGUCCUCACUUUAAAUUCUUACUCUGGUGAAUAGCCCUGAUUGUUUACACUGUGAGACGUUCUUUAAUGAAAAGUGCUCCCCAAAAUUUUCUCUGACAAAAGGGUGCUUUGAUUGAACAAUGGCACAAAGAAACCACAACUAUUUAAUAAAUUGUGCCUUUCUGAACGAUUUGCAGGAAAUUAAAUGGAAAAAUGGAAGUGUUGAUCUCCCCCAUUGUGUGAUCUCACAGACUUAAUAACAAUUUGAGAGCCUCACAAACCCUCUAGUUGCAGCAUCAUGCCCCACUAUGGGCAAGUUAUUUACUGUUACUUUGUAGCAAUGGAUGUUUAAGUGGUGGUGAUGUCUCUUUACAACAAAAGGGAACAGACAAAAGCUUAGAGAAACGAACCAAAUGGCAAGGUUUUGAGUUUCUUAAAGCUUUUGCCCGUUCUCCGUUUUCAGUGCAUUUGCUUGACAAUUGCCAAAGACCAUUAACAUUUGAGUCAUUCAUUCAAUUAUGUGUAACUUAAAAAAACUUUUUUUAAAUUUCUAUUAUUCUUGUUUUACCAGUGUUGAAGGUUCAAUAUCUGCUUUUAACGUAACAAUACAAUGUUUUCUGUGUACAGUUUCUGGUUUUACUUAUUUGUAUCAUAGAUGGAAAGACCCCAUACCCCAGAAAAAACAUGGCAAGACCAAUGCAUGGAGUUAGUGGACCUUAUUAUAGAGUGUGAAGAUUCUGAGCCGUUUAGGGAACCCGUUGACUUGGAACAGUACACGGUAAGGGAAUCUUUAGUUGCUGUGCGCACAGACCCCUAUACACCAUUUAAAUGUUGACAAACUGCGGUCUAUGAUCUGUCAUAUAAUAAGAUUUUUAAAAACAAAUCUGCAAAUUCAUGUUUUUCCAGGAUUACCAGGACAUUGUAACAACCCCAAUGGAUUUUGGAACCAUUAAGAAAUCAUUGGCUGAUGGAAAGUACAGAAAUCCUGUGCAGUUGUGUAGUGAUAUGAGAUUGGUUUUCUCAAAUGCCAAGAUAUACACGCCAAAUAAACGAUCCAGGGUAAUUCUCUUUAGCUUUACAUGUAUACCAUGGCUGUUUUAUGUUGCCUUUUAUUUCUAAUUUCUUCAAGGAUCAAGAUGAAUCUUAAGUAUUGCCAGAAAUAAAUGUUGAAACACUGUGUAUUUAUGGAUUCACUAUUCUGAAAUCUGAACAUUAUUGAGAUUCUCCUAGAGGUACAUCAAGUUUCUCUUAAAAUAAGGGAGAAUCUCUUACAUUAAUGCCCCCCCCCAAAAAAAAACAACCCAAAAACCUGACAGUGAGGCAAUUUAUGUGAGUGUACUGGCACCAUAUCAAACCAUUUAGGAAAUACUUAACAGGUCUUUUCUCUGCAACCAGGGGUCACUACCACUUGGCCUUAUUUAUAGUGGGAAAUUAACAUAAAUGUGAAUUUUGUUUAGCCUGAGAAUUAUUGGCUGGCAGCAUUGGCUAACCUGACAAUCCCCAGCACUAGAUCAGAAUUCUGGACAUUCUAAGGAACAUAAUCACUACAAUGAGAUGUACUGGGUAUGUUGCUUAAAUGAUUAUUCCAAACACCAUGACUACUUCAUUGCUUUGAGUCGGUCUUUGAAACAUUUUCAGGAAAUAGCACUGCACAUACAGAUAUAAUUAACUUUUGUUUCCCGAGCUGCAAAUCCUCUGUGAACAGCAAUAUUAGCAGCCUGGAACAAGUUCUGGACUGCUAAAUGCUACUUCUCGGCACAUACGGCAUGUUGGUGACUAACAACGAAUCACCACAAGGUCCCUCAUUUGGCCUUUCUGUCCUCUGUCCCUUUGCAGCUAAAUGUUUGUUUAAAAAAAAUAAUAAAAAAAAAAAAAAAAUAAUUUUAAGGAGACACUAUAGGCACCAGACCACUUCAUCUCAUUGAAGUGGUCUGGGUAAAGUGCCCCUGUCUGUUUAACCCUGCAGUGUAAAACACUGCAGUUUCUGUGAAACUGCAAGGUUUACAUUGCAGAGUUAACUCCACUUCUAGUGGCUGUCUUCCAGAAAUCCAGUAGAGGCAAUUUCUGGUCUCUAAUGGAGUUUUACACUGUGAAGCAACAUUGUGCAUCCACAUUGACACGUUGCAUGAGGGCGUUUACCGUAUUCGAAUUCUUGAUAGGAAAGCAGGCACCAAGGGAGGCUUUCUUCUAAAAGGCAGGUGUAAACAGGAUUUUUAACCCUUGGAAACAGGAACACUAUAGUGUUAGAAUAAAACUCAACAAUUCCGAACGCUAUAGUUUUCCAUUAAAGACAGUAGAAAAACAGAUGAACUUACUGCUCUUGUCCUCAUGUACAUAAAAAAAAGAGCCCAUUAUUGGAAUAUCAGAAAAGGAAAAGUGUCAAAAAAUAUUUAUUUAUGUUUUAGCUUUUGAGGCAUUCUUAUUUUUGUAAUUAUACAUCUAUAUAUUUUUCUUACUAUUUUCUUAAUUUUGGGUCAGAAUAAGCCAUGUUUUCCUGUAUAUUGUUUGAAUGUAUCAGAGCAAAGCUGCCCAGCUAACAGUAAAAUUAUAUGUGCAAAGUUCCUGUGUAUAGAUUUAUUUGUACAUUUUUAACUAGCUUCUCUUCUAGCCACUUGUGUUGUGUUUUGUUUAAUUUUUUAUUUAAAGAAUGCAUCUUAUCGUCCAUUAGAAGAAUGAAAAAAUAUGGAGAAAGGAUGUGACAGUUAUGCUUUGCUCUGUUUAUUUAGAUAUACAGUAUGGCUCUCAGGCUUUCGGCACUAGUAGAGGAUAAAAUGAAAGUCAUUAUCUCUGCUUACAAACUUUCUCAAGAUUCCCCCCAAAAAUCUGGAAGUAAAUAUUGCAACUCCAAGAGACAACGGACAAAACCCAUUCUAAAAGGCAGUAGUGCCCCUGGGUAAGUUAAAACAAAUGGAUUGAUACUCCAUUUUGCCAUUGGGUUUCAUGUGCAUUCCUGUAUUUUUUUGGUGCACCACAAGAACAGCACUUGUUUAGAAUGUGUAACCUCUAGGUGCCAAAAGGGUAGAUUACCAUAUGUUCUAGAACUACAAUUCCCUUUACAUUGGCAAAUCAUCAUAGAAGCUGGGGAUCUACCUUUUUGGGCACCCCUGCUCCAGACCAUACUCCUAGCACAAAAUAUUAAAUGUGUGUCAGAAUAUAAGGAUGCACAAGAUAUUGCAAAACCCUGAAAAGGGCAGGCCACCAAAUGGGCCAAUGAGAAAAAAUUCCCAUCUAUUCCAAUGUUCUAAAAUUGUGAGACACUCUGAAACAACUAUUGUUAACAUAAAUGACCAACCUUUCCCAUGAGGUGUGUAUAGCAAAACAUUUAUUUACUUUCAAAUCUUUAUUAGCUCAAUAUUAAAAACAGAAGAUUUCAUGGAUAUGGAUGAAUAUUUGCUAUAAGAAAGAGUUCAUUUUAAGUAAUAAUACAAUAUCUAUAAAACAGGUAAUGAGGAUUCUAUCUUAUAUUCAACUCUGUAUCCACAUGGACUGUUUUGUAACAGAAAUAAUCUAUAUCAGAGCUCCUCUCCAACUCCUGUACUAAUUAGAAUAGUUUGGCCAGAUACUUGUUUUCCUAUGAAAGAGUUUUGGUUUCACAGUAGCUAUAAAUUACAUUAAAAAAAAAAUAUGCUGAAUUAGCUGGCUUUUAGAUACACCACACAGAUUAAACUAUUGAAACAUUUGUUCCCAAAAGGGUCCUGUUGAUGGAUUUCUAUCCAAUUAAAAGAAUAAACCGUUCAGGUAGCACAUCAAAAACCUGCAAACCUCCUCUAAAGGUAGUGUUAAAGUUGAAAGGGUGUAAACAGUCUACGUCUAUGUAUGAUUUCACAAAGCGGUAAGAAGAAUUGGACAGUAAGAUAGUGAGAACAAAAAUGAAAUAUUCUGAUCUAUAAAAUAAGUGACUGAGCUUUUGUUUUUACAGAUUGUUCUGUAAUAGAAAUAAUUAAGAGAAUAAUCGAUGUGGAUACAGUUUAAUACGAGAUGGAAUCUUAAUUGCCUGUUUAAAGGGACACUAUAGUCACUUGAACAACUUUAGUUUAAUGAACCAGUUUUGAUGUAUAGAACAUGCCCCUGCAGCCUCACUGCUCAAUCCUCUGCCAUUUAGGAGUUAAAUCCCUUUGUUUAUGAACCCUAGUCACACCUCCAUGCAUGUGACAUGCACAGCCUUCCAUAAACACUUCCUGUAAAGAGAGCCCUAUUUAGGCUUUCUUUAUUGCAAGUUCUGUUUUAAUUAAGAUUUUCUUAUCCCCUGCUCAAGAGCCUCCUGUAUGUGAUUAAAGUUCAAUUUAGAGAUUGAGAUACAAUUAUUUAAGGUAAAUUACAUCUGAUUGAAGGUGAAACCAGUUUUGUUUUUUCAUGCAGGCUCUGUCAAUCAUAGCCAGGGGAGGUGUGGCUAGGGCUGCAUAAACAGAAACAAAGUGAUUUAACUCCUAAAUGACAGUGAAUUGAGCAGUGAAAUUGCAGGGGAAUGAUCUUUACACUAAAACUGCUUUAUUUAGCUAAAGUUGUUUUGGUGACUACAGUGUCCCUUUAAUUGUUCCAUAUAUAAUUAUAUAGAAGAACACACUUCUCUAAAACUAUUCAUACUUUGCACUCUUGAUUUUAUAAAUGUGGGGGAGCACUUAUUUUGUUAAUGUGCAUCUCUGUGGUUUAUUUGCUUUCGUUCCUUGUUCUUUAAUCUAGGAUGUCUACUAGUUAUCGAGUCAUUAAUUAAAAUAAACUUUUUCUCUUGGCAAUUAUUCAUCCAUGGAGCUAUCUGUUUUUAAUUUUGAGCUAAUAAUGAUUUAACGUAAAUUUUGCUUUUCAUGCCAAGAAUGUUAUUUCAGUGUCUUAGAAUUUUCUAACACUGGAAAAGAUGUGAAUUUAUUCUUAGUGCCCUUUUUUAGUGGUACUCCUUUUUCAUAAUUUCUUUAGGGGGUAAGACCUUAAAUUCGUAUCUAGCCCAUCACUUGUGUAGUUAUAUACUUUGUAUUUUAUUAUCCGGAUGGUGUUAUUUUCGAAAAACCCUGUUUAUUACUUUUACAAUACUAAACACAAGCUCCCUCUGUCCCUUUUAUAAAGCUGUACCAGAAUCCCAAAAUAACAAGAACAAGACAGGAACAAGAUGACAAAAAUGUUAUAGAUUGCAGCAAAAUAACUUGGAGAUGUUUGUCUACCUUUCUAGAGAUCUGCAGUUUUAGUAGUUUUUCAUAUUUGUGUUUAUGCUGAAAUGUUCUAAUUUGUCAUUUGUAUUCCUGUCAUCAGACAUCUCAAGCAACGAAAGACCCGAUCAUUGUUGGAGAAUGAACCUACUCUUGAGCCUUGUUCAUCACAGUCUACCUCAAGUGGCGUAAUCCCAGUUUCUGACCAGAGUAACGAGAGUGUCACAUCUGGGAGUUUUCGUGGGUCAUCGCCUGCUAAAGCUGCUACAAUUUCUGCAGAAAGUAGUGUAACAGGUUCAGAGAGUGACUCUGAGCAGAACCGCUCUGAUUCAGGUAAUCAGAUCGUAUCGUUUGUACAUAUUGUACUAAAAUAAUCACAUACACUGUAAACAUUAAGGUCCCUUAAAGGAACACCCCAGCAUCACAAUUUAAAAACUUUUGUAAUGCUGAAGUGUUUAAAAGUACCUUCAAAGUAGUGCGGCUGUUUUUUCGCUGUGAAACUGCAGCAGUCAUGUUGGGUUGAGAAUAUUGGUCUAUUAUAUUGAAUAAAAUCAAUAUACAUAAUUUAAAAAAAAAAAUCAAUGUUUUAUAAAGUAUUUUUUUUUUUAAUCAAAAGUAGAAAUUUUACAGAUGUAAUUUUAAAUGCAUUUUAGCUAACCUCGACAUCAUAAUUACAAUUCGGCCUCAUCAGCUAGGUUAAAACGUUUCCCCUGUACAGUGCAAUGCCUCUCAUGAUUAAAAUGGCUUACCCAUAUGAAUCUCAGAUUCAGGCUGCAGGUCAAUUUUAAAUCCAUGCCACUGCCUUGUGUACGCCUUCACUAAUCUAUAUAUUUAUAGUUAUCCAUUUUUUGCCUUGUUUGUAUCCAGUGUGUUUGUUAAAGUGACUUUUUAUUUUCUUAGAAACUAUUAAGGAAAGUAAUGUACUUGAAAACUUGUGUUUAGGAUUGCUGCAUAAUCUGCCAUUUUGCCAAAAGAUGAAUAAUGUAAAAGUCCUAAAAUGGCAAGAGUUUUAUUUAUUUAAAUUGUAGCUAUAGCUACAGGGCUGCUGCUUAGUACACAUUCUCCAAUUCACACACUGUAUUCGUAACAUGUAUCUUAAACUUAUUGCUUCCACUAGAAAGAGAAUCUGAUUUAACAUCAUCUUCUACCUCGUCCUCCGAACAUUCCACGUGCUCGCAGUCUUCUGACAGCUCUGAAACGGAAACCAAAAAAAAGCCAGCAUCACGACCUAAGAUAAGCCACUUCAAAUCCAAGGAAUCCAAUGCCAGGAAACGGAGAUAUGCAACUAAAAAUCCAGGUGACCCUUUGCUAGUUUAUAUACAUUUGCAUAAUUAAAAAAAAAUGUAGAUUGAAUGAAAAUGUCACAUGCAUUGUUGAAUGUUGCACUGUAUCAGUAUUUAAUAAUAGUUUCAGGGUUAUUCAUUAAACUCCACCUUUUGAGGCAAAAACAGUUUAUUUGGGAAAGAUUCUCGUAUUCAGCUAUAGUCACAACUUGUUUAUCGAUUACUUAGUUUUAACAUUUGGAUUUUUAGUGAAUUGUCCUGUGGGUUCCCCCAGUUCUCUCAGAAAUCCAUGCAUGAUAUGCUUAUUGGUCUUGCAGGAUCCUCUAUAGACCUACACUGGAAUGUGUGUGAGUGCAGCACUAAAAGUGGCAGGGUCCAUCUUCAUUCUAACCCAGGCUGCCGCAUACAAAGCUGGGUUGUCCCCUAAAUGGUCAUUUCCAAAAUAGGAAAGCGCUUCUUUAAAACAACCUAAGAAUUAUUAUUAAAGCCUAGUUUGUUGGUUUCCUUGCCCCCAUUCCUCAGGAUAGUUAAUGAGCAUAGUUCUUCUGAAUAUAAUAAAUGAUUAUGAAGGAAUUCUGAAUGUACUUGGAUUCUAUGUCCAGACAUUCUAAUCCUUGAUUUCUUUGUGUAUGAAAUGUAACGAUUUGUCUUUCUCUUUGGAAUGUAGCGUCUCAGGGAAAAAAGCAGAAGAGAAAUCUGCCUAAUAAAAGAAAAAACACAAGGUAUUCUGAUGAUUCCAUUUCAAGCAGCAAAGCUCGCAAAUAUAAUAAAGAAAGUCAGAAGAAAAUACUUCGCAAAAGUGCUGCUGUGGCGGCAAACAAGAUAAAAUGCAUGAGUGAUGUUGAAGGCAGUGUUCCCAGUUCAGACAGUGACUACAGCGCAAGCAAAACCAGUAGAACGUUACCCCACCGGACAGCUGCAGCCGAAGCCAAGAAACGGUUAAUUGGUGCUUGUGAACUAGAAAAUGGUUUAAGGAGUGACAGUGACACUGAAAUCCCUUGUCAGAAAAAAACAGAUGGUUUCAAAAAAUUAGAAAGUAUUUCCAAUGGAAGCAGCUCAGAUAAUAGGUCAGAAAGUGACGAAGAACAUAGCGUAAGCAAGAAGAACGUGGACCAAAAUAUGGAGGAGCAGUCUUCAUCGGAUUCCCCUUGUUUUCUUACACCUACCUCCACUCAACGGAAUGUUGUUGACACAGACUCAGGGAUGUCCUCCUCAGAUGAAGACAUCCAGGUAAGUUCUAAAAAAAUUAAGCUUAGGAGAAAAAGGUCUGAUAAAAGAACAAUUGUGAGAACAAGAGAAACCCAUCCAACUACCUCUGAAGAAUGUCCGGAAAGUCCAAGAAAUAUAAAGGCACCUUCUAAACCAACUAGAGUUAAUCGCCAAAACAUAUACACAGAAUCUGAUUCUGAAUCGGACAUCAAGAUCAGGCCUGUUCACAAGAGGCAGACCUCUCGCGUUUCUCCACUCUCUAGUAAAGUAAAAGUAUUGUAUGAUUCAGAAGGCACCUCUGAGUCACAAAAUGAACACAACAGUUUUUCAAAAAGUAGUAGUUCUGAGGAGGAAGUAGAUAAAAUAUCUACUAGUUUAGAUUCUUCGUCCGAUUCCGUGUCUUCCUUUGAUGAUUCUUCCCAGAGCCUUCAUGAAAAAAUGAAUGGAAAACAGCCUUGUGGUAAGGUAUCUAAACAAAAAAGGAAACUGAGACAGUCAAAGACUAGAUGUGAUUAUGAGCGGAAGUGCCUAAAUGAUGGUAAGUAUGAAAGCUCAUCAGAGACUAGUUGUGAUAAUAGCUCAGAGGACAUGAACCGGGGAAAGCAAAAAAAACGGUCAGCUGUCAUUUGUGAUGACUCUGACGAGGACAGUGCGAAGCAUAAAAAGAGGUCAAAGACUGUUCAUUAUGAUUCUGAGGUCAUGGAAAGCAGAAAGUCCAGUAAGAGAUCAAAGAGCAGUGACUCGGAGGACAGUGUGAAGUGCAGGAAGCGUUCCAAGAACAGUCCUGAUAAUGACUACGAGGACACUGACUGUAGUACACGUAAGAAGUUAACUCGUCGUUCUAAGAUAUGUACAAGAAACCAAGGUAAGAGGACUGUGAGAUACAAUGACGAGGACAGCCUUGUGUCAAUGGAUGAAAAUGUGAGGCCGAGGUCUUCCAGACAGAGCUAUUCACAGAAGGUUGUGUCCAAGUCAAGAGUGAGUCAGUUCUUUCGCUGAACAAACUACAUUGGAGGGCACACUUGGCUACAUGCAAAAAUUCAGGGAAUAUUUUAAUACAUUUCUAAAUAAUAAAGAAAAAGAAAAAAAAGUACUAAAACAAUGAAUGUGAUUUAAGCCGUGAUGUUUUGUCAAUUUGCACUUUUGUCUCUAAAGCACAAAUGCCAACCUGUGCCUCAAGUCUAAUGUCCGAGAUUGAGAUUAUUUUUUGAUUUUGUUCUUAUGUGCUAGAAAUGCCUAUUGAACACUAAUUUUGCACAGUGUAACUUUGCGUUUACAAGCAUCAUUUGAUGUUGAGAGAUUUUGUAUGUAGCAUUUGUUUUGAAACUUGAUCAUCAAAUUCCUUGAUACAGGGGUACGUUAGUGCCACUUACUGCACCAACAGUAUUUAACUUUUGUGAUAAAUAUUUUCACUACGAAAUUGAAAUGCCUUAAUUUAUACGUGGUUUGCUUGCUUUAGCUAAUACAGGUUGGCUUUCAGCUUCCUUUCAAAAGCCUAGAGCCAUUUUGAUGUCAAUAAGAGCACUUUUGUUUUUUCCCCCUAAUUUUUGCAUAGCAAAUUUUUAUUUUUUAUUUUUUUUUUUUGCUAAGAAAGCAUAGUUUACAUAAACAUGUUAACUGGCGCAUUAAUUUUUUUAUUUUCGUUCAGAUUUAUGCAGUGCUGUGUAGAUGGAAGAUUCAAGAUUAUAUGACAAAAACUUACUUUAAAUGUUAUACUCUUAACACUCUGUAUAUUUAAGAAAGUUUUUUUUUUGUUUUGUUUUUUGUAUUCAUUAUAUUUGAUAUCGGUUCUUACUCUGUAAUCUGCCAAGUCCAUUGUGCAAAAAAGCGAUGGGAUGGGACUAAUAAAUGAAGGUCUUGCAACCAGGUCAAUCAAACCAUUUGCCAUUUACCCUCGUUUUAAAGGGAUCGUGUGAGGUGCUGCUUAUGUUAUUUAAUAAAUUAAUACACAUUUCUUAUGUUUUAAUAGGCAUGUGUGAGUUUUUAUUAGGUUUGUUUUUCCAUGAAUUGAUCCUAAUACAUGAGGCAAAUUAUUGCACUGCACUGUUUGCAGUCGGCCACACUUCAGUGUGUUGAACCCUGGCAGGUUUUCAUAAUAAAACUUAUUUUUCCCAUUGUCAAAUUAUUUUCUUUCCCAGACUGAAAGUUCUAUGCAAUAUUAAAACAAUUAUUAAAAACGAAA